Xyrichtys novacula (pearly razorfish) is the source of this 54307-nucleotide messenger RNA. The record is from the annotation of a GenBank genome assembly. NCBI's taxonomy places the organism in Eukaryota, Metazoa, Chordata, Actinopteri, Labriformes, Labridae.
AGGACAUGAAGGCAGCAGCAGGAGCUCAUCUGUUGGACAGGGAAACUAAUCAGGAGCGAAGUAAAGACUUUUCUGUACUGCUAGCUACUAAGCUAGUGAGCUUUCAAAGUCCGCCGUCCAUACGACAAAGAAAUACAGUUUAUUAAUGUCUCAAGAUGUCUUUCCUCUUCAGCACACAGCUUUUAGCCAUGUUUUAGGAGCAUUGUUUUGUUUUUGCGCCGAAAGUAGCACGGCGUACAGCCUCUGGCCAGCUGAAGCUUGCGGCUAGCUCAUUAACAUUAGCUGGGAAAUAAGUGCAAGUGGAGGCAAGAAAAUGGAGCUGGACGAAGUAGUCUUGUAUCAGGACGAGUCUGGAAACUCGACCAUGAUGUCCGAGCGGGUCUCAGGUCUGGCGAGCUCGAUAUACCGAGAGUUUGAGCGGCUGAUCGAGAAAUACGACGAGGACGUGGUGAAGGAGCUGAUGCCGCUGGUCGUCGCAGUCCUGGAGAACUUGGACUCGGUGUUCGCUGUCAACCAGGAGCACGAAGUGGAGCUGGAGCUGCUAAAGGAGGACAACGAGCAACUUGUUACUCAGUAUGAGCGAGAGAAAGCCCUGAGAAAGCACGCAGAAGAGGUGGGUUUCUUCAAAACUGUCAGAUUACAGUUGUAAAACACGUAUUAGAUGCUGUGGAGUGGAGAGGUUUAAUGCAGAACCUGGUUUUAAAAACUGGUAAUUCCGCGAUGCGAUGCCCAUCUACUACAAACGAUAACUUAUCAAAGAACAAUCAACAUUAUCCCGAGGUGGAUAAAAUAUUACUCAUUUCGGCACUCAUUCAGGACCCGAGAAGCUUAUUUUGGAGUUCAGGAUUAGGGGAGACCAGGGGCAACCUCAACCCUCAGUAUGUCAAACAAGAAAAGUUACAGUUAUGACCCUAAUAGUGCACAUGCUCAGUUGGAUUCUCUUAACUGAAGGGGUUCAUACCUUUUUAAGGGUAUAUUGUACUUUCGCUUUAACUUUCUGUCCCUAACCAUUAUUUUCAGGAUUAAUCUGCAUUAUAGUUCAGGCUGUAGUACAUCACCGGUCAAACUCAGAUAAAUAAGCAGUAAUUGGUUUGUUAAAUUUUUGCCUUCUCUGGACAAAAGCCCCCAAAAUACUCAUUUAAAGUGAUUCUGUUGUGAAAAUCAUCAUCAGAUCUUGAAGGAAUGACAGUCUUGCUGCUCUGUUAUUUCUUUUAGACCUCAAUGACACACCUGUCACCUUAAUUUCUGUAACUUCAUGUGAACAGAGCAGUCAGUGUUUAUAUAGUGACACAUUCACAGCCGUCAGGGUGCCACACUAACAAGCUGCGGUAGUUGAUUCAAAAUUUUCAGUGUGAUUAUGUGGUUUAUAAGUCAGUGUUCGUAGCUCUCUUCUGCUGCAUCACUCCUUAUGUAAAUGCAGGUGAUACUUUAUGAAACUACUACUUUGUAUGUUCUUGGCUGGCUAGUGUUAAGUCUUGAACGCAGACUAAGCCUGUGUUAAAUCCAUGGUACAAACAGGCAUGCUGAUGACAUGAAAGCAAUCCAUGGUUAAGUGUUUUGCGUAAGUCAAUUAUCAGGAUGGACUCACUUUUGGUUUUGCUGAAUGCUCUUAUGUGCAGCCCCCAGCCCCACUGUGCUGUUGUUACCUGUCAUCAAGUUUGAGUGAGCAUGCAUGGAGCUGCUGCUCCUCCCACCACAGUGAAAGUGUAACUUAAGCCCCUUUUGCUUCUUGACGUUGCUCAAAACCAGAGUUUUAAGGUUCACGGUAAGUGUCCAAGUGCCUCAAAACUCCUGUCAAGACAUCCACAGAAGCUCUUGUUCUGUAAAGUUGUAAUAAGAAAAGUCUUACCCCAGAAAACAGUGAUGGUAUUCAGUUAAACAAAACUUGAUCAAAAGUAAGCUCAUGUUCCUUUCUACAGUCAUUGAACUAAAUAUUGAUUAUAUUAUAUCAAUUAUUGAAUUUCCCUUCGAGGAUAAAUGAAGUCCUUAUUCGUAAAUAACUUGAGCUGAAGAACAGAGGAGUUGAUGGUCUACUGCUGCUUGGUUUUAUUAUUGUAAACUUCUAUCCUUUUAAAUAGUUAGUUCAGUCUCAAAGAAUGCUUUGUAACUCUGGCUGCUUAACUAUUCACAUCUUAACCCUGAUAAAUCACAUUUUCAAUCGUAUGUUUUAAAUCCCACUAUAUUUAAAAUUUUUUAAAAAGUUUUUAAGGUCAUAUUAAUAAUGUAACACAUUCUUGAUUGAGAAAUCAAAAGAGUGCAACUAAAUGAAUGUUAUGAUCCUGAAUUUUAUACCUAUUAUUAAUAUAAAUGCUGCGCUGUCACACCAGUGGAGAUCUGAAACGAUGAAUGUGUGAAACUAUCGCUCCCUGUGAUGGUAAGCACAUGGCUAGUCGCAACAUGCCAAGUCAAGGAUAUCCUCCCAGACCCAAGUCUUCUUCCUUAGUGUUGACUGGCUUUGGCUACAAUGAGUGCUAACUUCCUCCAUUCCGUUUUAUCCAAAAGUCUGUGGAGAUCGCCACACUCCUGAUUAUUGCUUCACUCUAACUCAAAGUAAUUUGGUGAUAUUUUAAUGUUGUUGACAAAGCAUUUUUCAAAGUGAAAUGUUUUAUACAGGAGCUCAGUGAUGGUUGUAUUUUUCAUCAUUACUGCAGGAGAAAGCAGGAAGACACUGUGCCUGCUAAAGUACAGUGUGCCAAAAGGAUCAAAAUAGCAUGCAAACUGAAACAAUGUUUAUGUCAGGUCUUUAUUGCAUUCCAAUAAGCAUGGUAUUUCUAACAAGCUGUAUUUUAGGGCUGAAAUAGUUCUUUUAAAUUUGAAUUAGAACUUUUAAAGUAUUCUAUUGAUAAGUACAAUCCUGCACUUAAACAUGUAUGGCUGUGGAGCUCUAUCACCAUUUUACUGUAUGUUUUAUUUAUUGUUACCAUGCUAGUCAUACCACAAACUUUGUGUAUCACUGAAAAAAUACUUUGUUUUUUUUGCUAUUUCUGUGCUUAUUUCCAAAUAAAACAGCACAAGCAGCAGAGUCCUUCUCACCUCUCAGUGUGGCCAAAGUUUCCUUUAGACUUCAUCAGUUUGUGAAUUCACUCGUGUAUAUUAAGCUCUGGCUGACUGUUAGUCCUCCUCCCACCAGUACAGAACUCACCUUUUUACUGUCUUUCUAGGUCACAAGUUUGAGUCAGGGUUUUUUUUCCCUAUAUUUUCCUGCAGCUUAUGUUGUUUAAGCUUGACAGGCUGGCAGCAGUCAGGCCGCACUGUUUCUGUUUUUUUCCCACUGUGCAGCUCUGCAGGGGCGUGUCAAGACGCUUUGACUUGGGUGGUACAGCUGACGCACAGACGUAGUUAGGGGUGGUCAGGGUGUCCUUGCACACACAGAUUAUUAGCGUUUACCCUCUCUGUUGUCCCGAUAUCAACUUUAAAAACUAACAAGUGUCAUACAGAUACUAUAUUUAAGUAUAAUAAUGUAUUAAAAGUCAAUGUAAAUUUGCUAACCUUGUGAGUUUAAAGGCUUUUUAAGGUGUAGUGAUUGGACAAGAUGAGAUAAUCCUUUGUUUUUACUCUAACAGGAACAUUUGUAUUGUUACAGCAGUAAUGGCAAGAAUGACUAAUUACCAGAAUAAUCAUUUGAAUGCUCAAUUUCUAAAAUAUUUGAGUACUGCAGCCCUACUGUAUAAAACCUUUUGAAUGAUAAUCUGAACUUUCCAGUUGCACAAAAACUGCUUUUACACAUGUGACUUUGAUGAUGCCAUUGUGCCCCUGAUAUUAGCAUUGUAUCUUCUACAGCUAAUUGCAGCUGCAAGGUCAUGCAUGCUGGGAAAAAAUCCGAGCUGACCCCUAUUCGCUUCAUUACAUCAAAACGUGGUUCUUGUAUUUACUUGGUGUUUGGAUACUUUUGUCUUAAAGUGCUGUUUGAGAUUCUGCAGGGGUGAGGGAUUAAAGUCUCAGUGGGGGAUAUUUUUUUCUAAAGGCUAACAUUUGAGUCUUAGACCUGGAGCUUAAAUGUUAAAACCACUGUGAUCUUUUUCAGGCCCAUACUAUAAGACUGUAAAAGGCCCAAACAAAUAUUUAAGUUGUAAAUAUUGAUACUUUGUGUUAGCUCAAGUUUAGCACCCACUCAAAAGAACAAAAAAAACCUCACUUGGGAUUUCCACUUUACAAAAACUGAAGAUCAGAGUUGCAGCAUAAUAGCAGAUUUUGCCCUUGUUCUCGUGUUGAGCUGCACCUGGAGGGAACUGUUUGAGUGUGUUCCUUUGUUGCCUUGAGAAAAUUCACUGAGUAUAAAUGGCAGUUUUUGCCACUCCUCAGUAUUAUCCAGCCUGUUGGCUCAGAACUAAAUAGUUAAAUGUUGAAUGACGAGCACAACAGGUCACAAAGCAGUGCAUGAAUAAUAAAUGUCAUGUCACAACAUGCUGCCAAAGCUCUCAGACAGACCUGUAGCAUGCAGGGUUUUCCACAGGUAUGUUAUAGGCUUGCUUGUAUUCGUGUUAUCUCCUCUGGCUGCUGUGUGUAAAAUACCUCAUGAACUGUUUAAGCAGUUUCUCAGUGAGUCAGACAGCCAGUCAGCUCUCAUGCAGGUGUGAUCAGUAAUAUUGUUAUGCUAACAUGGUGCCAUAGGUUCCUACACACUUCUGUGUAGGAACUUAAAUGAACAAUUACAUUCAGGAUGUGGAGUUUACAGCUAUAGGAAGUCCAGACUGUGUCAGGCUGAGGUCAAAGAAAAGAGCUCCUCAGUGUACCAGCAUCUUAUUUAAAGUUCACUGACGUAGCUAAGGAAAUAGGCAAUGACAACAAUUCAACAACAAGUAAAUAUCAUGUGCAUGCAUUAAGACGAUAGAUAUGCUUAAAUUAAAAGUUACACAUUUAACUUGGGAGGUGGUGAGAUCUCAUGCAGAUCUUUUGCGAGACAGUUUUCUGAGAACUGUUUGGUGAAUUUGUAAUUUUGAAAUGUAAUUGCGUCAUUGGAGUGAUAUGAAGGUAGUAAUCUAUCAUAAUGGAUACCAUGCAGUGGAAAAGGAGCAGCUAAAACUGCCACAAAUGAUGAAAAGCUAUUAUUUCUGCAGGGAGUGUGUUGAUUGGUUUUGCUGCAGGGCAUCCCACCAAAUUUUUCAUCUGAAAUAAAUAAUACAGAGAUCUUUGGAUACACACACAACCCGUGAAGGGAUGAUUGAUACGAGUCAGCUGCCUGUCACACUUUCUGUUGACAGAGACUCCUUGACCUGGAAGUUGGACAGUGCAAAUGUGUUGUAGAAGGCCAGGUAGGAAACAAAGCCUCAACAGAAGAUCAAGAAAGGGAUGUGGAUAAAGAGAAAGAUGUCAUAUUGUACGUGUGAAAGGGACAGAGAGUAAAAGUUGUCAGUGUUUUCAUCACACAACCUGUUAGCCUUUGUAAAGCUGAAAACAUACAGGGUCCAUAUUGAACCAGUUCCGCAAUUGCUCCAUAGAGCAGCCCUGGGUAUUGCAUGCAGGUUGCAUAUUUGGAGCGUGGCAGCAGCGUAGUGCAGCCCCGGUCAGCUGGGCUCAGUACAGAGGAAACAGCAUGCUCACAACAGGUUGUUUUGACUUUCUGUGGUCUUUGUCCUGCUAAUUUUGAUAUAAUUAAGUGACUGUUGAGCCUCUACUAUAUGUUUUGUUUUUUGCAGGUUUACUUGUGGUUAAUAAAGUAAACUGUGCUGUGCUGUUACCUUCAGAUAGGGUUAGGUUGGGGUCCACAUGGAUCAGGGAUUGACCAUCAGAUUGUUCUGUGUUACUGAUAAAUCCAUAACCAGGAAGUAUUUCUCAUCUACACGAACUGAUACACAGUCAGGAGUCUGCAUAUGUUGUUUUAUUUUAAAAUACCGGAUGACAUGCACGUUUUUUGUGCUUGACUUCCUGUCCAGAAUGAUCUUCUCUGUGUGUAUUGACAUGCAUUUGACGCGUAGAGAUAAGCGUAGAGAUAAGCGUAGAGAUAAGCGAAGCGUAGAAAUACUCGGCACAUAUCUUUGGCAGAGCUGCGCUCGAUACCCUUCUGAUACGGAGCUGCAAUGGAGCUGAGACGUGUCCUGUAUGCGCUCCUGCAUUGAAUAGAAUGGCAACCUAUUUGCUGCGUGAUUUGCGAUGCUGCUGAUACACGCUUAAUACGGAUCCUGCAUGUUUUAGCCUUAAUGCGUUUGUUGGUUGUUUUGGUGGAUGACAUAACAGGUCAACUAAAGACAGCCCAAUAGUUGCCAGAAGGCAUGUGCAACCUAGUGUAGCGGAGGCAAAAUAUACAUUUGUCAGUUAAUUGAUUCUUGCCCAAAGACAUAAGUCUGUACCACCGUAUUGUGCGAUAACAGUAGAUGGAUUAAACUUUGUAUGUAAACAUAAUGAGUGAUGUUCUACCAUCUGGGAGAUGUGUUAAAGUCAAUAUUGUCUUUUUAGUUUCAGAUCCAUUUGGGACAUUUUUAUUUCUCAAGAUGCAAAACUGUUACUGGGAACUCAGGAACCUGCUCAAAUCAUCACCCACUGUUUCAGGGGACCCACUUCAUUAUAAACUUUCUGCUUUUUCAGUGCAGACUCUCCUCCAGUGAUUAAGCCACUGCCAACCCUUGGGGGCAAAUGAGCAGCCUGGCACUGAUUCGGAUACUAAGCUGCUCAUUUGGGCAGCAGGUCACUGUAGCAGCAGAGAAGCAGAUUGAUCUUUCCAAACAAACACAUUGUAAGUCCGGCUUUUCUCUGCUACAGGCCCAGAGGAAUACCUCAUUUAGCAACUUGUCUCAGCAACGGAGAGGAAAAGGCAAGGCAGGAAAUUCUUUGAGAAAAACAGAACUUCCCUUCUUGUCCAGUUAGGGAUGUUAAGGCCCAGGCUGCUUACAUUUAAUGCAAGAGCUGUAUUCAUUUAUUUAUCAUCACAGUGAAAUCAGAAAUGCAGGAACAGCUGCAGAACAUUUGCCUGCAGUGAACACUGAACACUGGAGCACGACCUCAUGUGGCACGAGGAGAGUGUUGCCUGUAGUUUAAAAGCCAUAGCAAAGAUGGACUUUAUGCUAAUGCUAGUUGUCCCAUUGGAGGAAUGACCAACCCACCACUCACAGCUGCCAUGAAGUUUGGUACAGAUAUGCAUGUUUCCAGAAAAGUAAACUGUCUUCUGAAGUCCCUGGCUAAAAAGCAGACUGACAUAAUAACUAAUGUGCACUUUGAAAUCUUCACCUUCAGCAGUCAGAACAAUAAACCCUACCAAACAUGGACAUAGUCUCUUCUACAUCACCCCUGGUUUCUGAAGGGAUGUUAUGAAGCUCUGUGAUGGCUAAUGUAGACUUUAUAAAUGAUAAAGUUAUUGAUCAAUUCAAAUCUUUAAGCCCGGAGUCAUUAGAUCACAGAUUUCAUAUAACUAAAGUUUCAAGUCUUUGAAAGUUCUCUAGUUCAUUGAAUGUAAACGUAUUUAAAUAUGGCUAUGAUCUGCAGUUUCCCCAUUAAAGACGACCUACAUUAAAUUUUUUAAUGUUCUCUGGAUCAAAAUUUUCAUUAAUGGAAACAUCACAGCGUCAUAGUCAUGAUAAGCUGUCAAACCUGCUGGUAUGACGUCUGUCAUGUCUGUCUCAUAGGAAAAAUGAGAAGUCAAAGGUUUUUUUUUCCCAAGCCGUGUGCAGAUCUUGCAUUAAUAUACAGGCUAAUGAUAGACAGUGGAUUAAACUCACUUAGUGUUAGCUGUUCGUAUAUCAAAGCAUGAAUGAUAUAACCUGGAAGCCCAUCCAGAAUGCUUUUAAAGCAAACCCAGCAGACCCCCUCUCUUUACAUAGAUAGGGUGUGUAGACAAACGUUUAAUGAAACAUCGGUGAAUGCAGUGGGUACUUUAUGCAUCCCCAUACCAUCAGGAAUGCUCUCUAUAGAAAUGUUUGCUGGUAACAAACCAUGUGGAUGCAGUGUCCAUGAUUUCCAAAAAGAAUGUCAAAUUCUGAUCGGUCAGACCACAGCACAGUUCUCCAUGUUGUCCCAGUCCAGUACAUCCUGUUACCAGUCUGUCCUCUCUUAGAAGAGAGGAUGAAAGAAGUAACUUGCACUGCCCUUUAUUUAAGCUAACCCUGAACCUUUGUCGUAACAUCCCAGCUGCAGGUAAGCUAUGUUUUUUGAUCAUUAACCACAGGUUACUGAAGAUAUUUCCCCUGUUGUGAUUCAUUUCUGGACAAAUCAAAUCAACCCAACCACCUGUAUAACACCUGAAAGCACCCUCAAAUAUAAAUGAAAAACAUCCUCAAAGAAGACAUAAUACACCCUAGUCUUUGCUAAUCCAGCAGAAGGGUGCCCAAAAAGUCAGACAGCAGAGAUCAGUUGUUUAUGUACCUUUCCCAACUUUUAAAUACAAUUGAAUGCAUACCCUAAUGUGGUAGGAACCCAGCUCCACAGCAUGGCUGCAGACUUGUUCCUGUUCUAUUUGACCACUGCAAAGACGGAUCCAGCUAUUAACAAAUCUGUCAAUAACUCUGUUUUUGCUACAGGCUUACUUUCUUUAACCAAAAAUGGCUGUGUGGUUUGUUACAGUCUAAUCAAGCUGUGUAAUAGUAAUGCAUAAUUCUUAAGGCUCACUGCUGUGGUUCCUUGAUCAGUUCUGGGUGUCUGAGGCCGAGGCCUUAACACACUUCUGUUGUAAAUCCCAGCCCAGAGCUUGCAGCCAAACACACUAAGAGGAGUUGAUUUCCCUCUCUGUCGAUUGAGUGCCAGUAUAGUGGAGCCCUGUCUGUGUGGGUGUGCUCACACUUGUGUCUGAGCCACAUGUGUUUGUGUGUGUUGGCACUUCGGGACAAAGGCAGCAUUAUACAUGCAGUGUUAGAGGAGGAGGGCAGAGAGCACGUUAAACGCUGGGACACUCAUUCUCUGAAGCGUUGUCAUAUGCACAAGCCUUCCUCUGAGGUCAUAUGACGAGCAGCUGGGUGACAGAGCAAGAAUUCGGGAGUUGCUUCAGUGAUGAUGUAGUAUGUGCUGUCCAGUUUGCUCGUCUAAUGUGGUUUGGAUCAGUGGAAAUACAGGCCUUUUCGCCUUUUCCCCAUUGUUUUUCUGUCUGAGCUGUAAAGUGAGCAAAAACUGAGUCUAGUUACUGAUUGGCUGUCCUUAUGUUGUACUUUUGCAGAUUAGUGGGCACACCCCCACUCUGAACCCUGCUUUCUGCACUUAUGCCCGGUGCUGAGCUAAUGCUCUUAUAGAUUUAGCAGAUUUACAUAGAAAAUGCUGUAUAACUAUCAAUACCUUAGUUCUUAAGAUGCUCCUCCAGACUGGGCCCCCACAAAUCCUUUACCCUUUGCCCUGAAUAUAGCCAUUCAUACAAGCCAACUCCAAACUCAGAGAGGGAAAAAUAAUUGUCUUCUUUGUUUUGUUUUAUUUUACAAGAUACAGAGAAGAUUCAAAGAUGGUUUCUAAAAUGCAGACAGACCAGUUUCUCAGCAGGACUCUUCUACUACAGAGCCAUGCUGUUGUAAUCCCUUUUAUCAGAGUGUGGUUUGUCAUUGUCUCACUGAAAUAUGAAGGUCUUCCCUGAAAAAGUCGUUGUCUGGAUGGCAGCAGAUGUUGCUCCUAAACCUGUAGAUAUUGUUCCGUUUUAAUGGAGCCUUCACAGAUGCGGAAGAUACCCAUGACAUGGACUCUGGUGAUCCACAAUACUCUCAGGGAUACUGGCUUUGAAAAUUGGGAAGAUAACAAGCCAGGUUGCUCCUGUCUCUUGUUGAGAGAGGAUGAGAGUCCUGUGAUUUCCAAAUAGAACGUCAGAUGUGGUCAGUUAGCUCAGAGGUUUAAGCACAUACUAUAUAGAGACACUGUAAUUCUCCUUGCAGUGGUCUGGGUUACAAUUCUUUGCUGCACGUCUUCCCCACUCCUCAUUCCCGGAACUCAUGUUUGUCACAUAGGUGUCCAAAAUUUUCAGAUCAUUAUAUCUGAUUUUGUCUUUGCAUGGUGCCAAUUUACUUGCAUUUAUGGAUUCAGCUACAAAAUGAUCAAAGACAGUAGUUUGUAGAUGUGAUUUUGAGCCUAUGCAGUGAUUUCCAUGACAGAGCUCUGUCUGUUUCUAAUGCAGUGCUGCCUGAGGGCCUGAAGAUCAGGACCAUCUCGUCUUGGUCUUGGCCCUUGUCCCCAUUGUAAAGAGAUUUCUCAAGAUUCUUUUAUUUUAAAUUGAGCGCACAUUUUUUCAUAAAAACACGAUUUUUGAUAAACCAUCUCUUUUAUCUACUAUUUUCACUUAUGUAUGGGAUUAAAUGAUUUUGUAAACCAUUAUUUUCAUACAUCACACAAAGCACACCAGCUGUGCAGGAAUUGUGGUUGUAAAAGCGUCACUCUCUACAGAUCCACACAGCUACUAAUAAAAUAAUAAUGAGGAUGAUGAUUGGAUGUUUUUGUACUCGAGUAAAUGUAAUAAUGUGUGCAGUUCAAGCUUUGUAAUAUUAAAACUGUGUAUUAUAUGCCAGACAGUUCUGCGUUUAUUAUUCAUGCAUUAAGGUUGAGACAGGUAACAGGUAACCUUUUAUUACCUCAUUUAUUGACACUAUUUGAACAACUGGUGUUUUACCUCUGGGGUGGAGAGGAUUAUUCAGAACCACACGUAAAUGAAGACAGGAGAUCUUACUGACAGUAAGAAUUAAUGGCAUACACUUUUUUCAUGCAUUAUAAUUCAAAUUUUCUUAGAUUAUUUUGUUUCAGGUAUCCAAAAAACAUCUUUAUCAUGUUUGUACUCUCCAAGAAUGAAAAGUUCUCAGAAGCCUCUUUUGGAGUCACUUCGUGUCAGGCAUGACUCCAGUCUUGGUAGAACCUUCUAGUUGGGCUUUUUGUGAUGUUGACUCUUGGUCGACUGCAACAUCCACAUGUAGGGCGUGCACUGACACUGCUGGUCCAGUGGCGUCCAGAGUAUGGUAUCUUUAUGAAGAACAGGCUGCUUUGUUUUGGGCUCUCAGGUGACCCUCAUCUCCUCACAGAUGUCAUCAAUCUCCUGCUGAGGACCCUGCUACAGGGCAGCUUUUCCCUUGUGUGGACCAACAUCACAAGAUUAGCACGCUCCGACUGUGUCCGCCUGACUCAGCUGGUGUCAAUAAAUGAGCUCCAAAUAAGAAAAUGAACUCUGGGAGGGACACAAACAUUACUUUUCUCUCAUAAUUCAAUUGAUUAAGUUCUGUGAUUGCAUUUGUGAUACACAGUGUUUUGAUUUGUGUUAUAAUAAAUGGAUUAAUGAGUCUGAUUACUUGGUUGUCAUGAAACAUGCAGAGAUUAUUGAUAGGUCUGAAACAUGUAUUUCUUAAUUUAAAUAAAAAUAUGAAGUGGAUGCAGUUUGAAUGUUAAAGAAACAUAAAAAACAGAUGAUGUUUUUAAUAUGCACGGGCUGUUCCUUCACAGGCAUUCAUCAAACUUGUCUCUCUCAGGAAGUGAUUUAAGUUGUUGGAGUUGCAUCUUAAAUAUUGCAAGUUUCACUUAGCUCUUCUUUCAGUGUUGCCAUAACUGAAUGUGCGGUCUUGCUCAGUACUCCUGCUUGUCAGUUGCCAUGUUAGCGUGCAUGCAGGAUAACCAUGUGUCGACCCAAACAUGCUACAUGCAUAAGCACACAGACUGUUGGAGCAACUAAUGGGCCAAACAGUCAGAGGGGAGGUUGUAACAUUUGAAAACCGAGGGGCUCAUAUUUUUGAAGGCAUAUCAAAGUCUUUUGUGCCUUCAUGUUAUUGUACAGUUCUCUGAAAAACCAUUAUCAUUUGUCCUCUUGGUCAGAUUGAUCAAGCAGUGCGUCUGAAAUGUUGAAACAGAGUAAAAGUUGACUCUAAUGUUAGCCUUCUAAUGCUCUUAAUACCAGAUAAGUCAUAUGCUGCUGCAUUGAUUAUAUCUUGUUGUAUUGGGCAAGGUGAGUAACCAGAUUUCAGUUUCAACUAUAACUCUAGCUCCUCAUGAUAAAUAUGAUAAUCAGGACCGAUAGAUUUUUUUUUCCACCUGAGUUGUUAUAAAUUCACUCUCUUGUGUUGUUGUAUAAUUUCUCAUAUUUUUGGCCUGUGUUUACAGCUUUGUUAAUGUGUUUACUUUGUUCCAUUUCACAAAAAAUCUUUUAUUUUCCAGCAGUGAGCAGUGAUCAACCCGCAUUAAACAGUUUAACUGUUGGAGAGCUUUUGGGGUUAGUGCCUGUGGACUUGAUGCUGAAUCCACAGUUCUGUGCAGUGGUUAUUUUUGUUGCUCCAGAUAUAAAGAAGUCACAGUUUUUAGUCUUAAACCCCCUGAGAGGACAGCUGAGGUUAGGAACAACGGCUGCUGUGAAGAUUGAAAAAACAACCUCGACACAGCUAUCAUGUGCUACUAACUUGCAGAGGAAACUGUGUGAGUCUGUGUUUGGACUCACACACGCACACAAAGGCUGAGCUUUUAUUAUUUUUUUAAUCAGGAAGCUGGGGCUGUGCACCUGUUGUGUAGAGAGGUUAGAUAACUUUCACAAUGAACAGAAGACAGAUGCUGUAUGCACACUGCAGGCAUGAACACAUCACACAGGACUCAGUCCAACACAUCUCAAUUUCAGCCCUCACAGUUUUCAUCAGUGAGUAGGUUGAGUUCAGCCAGAGCUCAGUACAGCCACAGUAGGACACCUGUCCUCUGUUGCUGCUGUAAACAUGUCAUCAUGUUUAUCAGGAAUAAGACCUAGGCCUAGCAACUUAUGCAGAGUUUAAAAGAAAUGAAUUAUUCACGUGAUUUUUAUUAUUCAGUAAUUUUACUAAGACUUCAUCCUGAUCAACUAAUAUGCUGAUGGUGCUGUGAAUUCACUUGUUCAUAUAACCUACUGGAAGCCAUCCUUUCACCGGUACUAGAGUCACCUUUUUAAGGUCUUUCCUGGUCAAAAGUUGGGGUUCACUGAUGACGCCUCUCAUCCUUUUACAUGGACAGUAGCCUGGUGUCUUGCAGUUUGGUAAAAGCAUGGGGAUAACUGCAGGACCUGAGUGCUGUCCAGCUGUCAAGUUUGUCAGAACAAUCACUAAAUGUGAUGUGUGGAGUUUGAGUGAAAGCAAAAAAAGGGAAUUUCAUUAUGAGAAACACAGUUCUUGGCGUAUUACUUCAAUCAUAAAUGUUGUUUUUUCUGUUUUUGUGUCUGCAUCUGCAGAGAUACAUCGCUUUUGAAGACUCCCAGGAUGGAGAGAAGAAAGACCUCCAAAGUCGACUGGUGAUGUUGGAGUCACACACUCGUCAGCUAGAGCUCAAAACAAAGAACUAUGCAGAUCAGAGUGAGUCCGUCACACCAUCCAUCUCACCAGAGGGGCUGUACUGACUGGGUUAUUGGAAAGAGUAAAACACAAACACACACACAAACACACACACACACACAUACACACCAACACAUAGACUAGAUAGCAUUGAGUGUCUGCAGGUCUUGUGACUGUUUGUUAGCCUGAUGUGCCAGAGGGCAGAUGGUCAGCUGUGUUGCUGAACAAAGGCCGUUAGUAACAUACUAUGAGUGUUUGCCUGCCAAGUCUGCUAAAUGAGCUGUAAUUGAAUAGACCAAACAUGUGUCAGGCCCACAGAGGUUCAGGGAACUACAGGGGGAUUUAUGGAGCUUAGGCCCUGGCAAACUUUUUACCCUUGUCUAGAAACAAAUAAUUUUUUUGGAUUUGCUUAUGUACAAAACCCAAUUCCAAUGAAGUUGGGAAGAUGUGUAAAUCGUAAAUAAAAAUGGAAUACAAUGAUUUGCAACUCCUUUUCAACCCAUAUUCAAUUGAAUAUACUACAAAGACAACAUAUUUAAUGUUCGACCUGAUAAACUUUGUUUUUUUGCAAAUGAUCAUUAACUUUAGAAUUUGAUGGCAGCAACACGUGACAAAGAAAUUGGGACAGGUGGCAAAAAAUACUGAGAAAUUUGAGGAAUGCUCAUCAAACACCUCAGAGAAUCUGGAGAAAUCACUGCAUGUAAGCAGCACGGCCGGAAACCAACAUUGAAUGCCCAUGACCUUCGAUCCCUCAGGCGGCACUGUAUCAAAAACCAACAUCAGUGUGUAAAGGAUAUCACCACAUGGGCUCAGGAACACUUCAGAACACCACUGUCAGUAAAUACAGUUCGUCAAGACGUUCGUCACAUCUGUAAAUGCAAGUUAAAUCUCUACUAUGCAAAGUGAAAGCCAUUUGUCAACAACAUCCAGAAACACCGCCAGAUUCUCUGGGUCCAAGCUCAUCUAAGAUGGACUGAUGCAAAUUGGAAAAGUGUUCUGUGGUCUGACGAGUUUACAGUUCCAAUUGAUUUUGGAAAUAGUGGAUGUUGUGUCCUCUGGCCCAAAGAGGAAAAGAACCAUCAGCACUGUUACCCACACAAAGUUCAAAAGCCAGUAUCUGUGAUGGUAUGGGGGUGCAUUAGUGCCCAAGGCAUGGGGAACUUACAUAUCUGUGAAAGCAACAUUAAUGCUAAAAGGUACAUACAGGUUUUGGAGCAACAUAUGCUGCCAUUCAAGCAACGUCUUUUUCAUGGACACCCCUGCUUAUUUCAGCAAGACAAUGCCAAACCACAUUCUGCAAAAAAAAAAAAAAAAAGUAUAUGAGUUUAAACAUUAAAUAUCUUGUCUUUGUAGUGUAUUCAACUGAAUAUAGGUUGAAAAGGAUUUGCAAAUCAUUGUAUUCUGUUUUUAUUUACGUUUAUCACAAUUUCCCAACUUCAAUGGAAUUGGGUUUUGUAGAUAUAAAUGAUAAGGGUGUAGCUCUUCCAAUAUGUCACAGUAUGAUUUGCUUUGAUUUCAACUCUUGGGGCCACCAUCAAAUUCAAAAUUGAUUCGAUCCGAUUCAUGAUUUCUCACAGUGACAUAGUACUGCUCAUUUCUAGAUUUACUUCAGGCUGCUGUGACAUUAAAGGAAAAUGUGAAUGAGAUAAUACAGCUUCUAUAUGAAAGUUUUUACAAAUUAUUACAGUUGCAUAAAGCUUUUUAGGACCACAAUUGUCACUAAAUUUAAAGGGACAUUUUUAAUAUUUUUUGUAUAAUGACUGAAAGUUAAAUUGAAACAGCAAAUAGCUUCAGCUGCACACUACAAAACAUGGUUAAAUGGUCCUCAAGUCAAGUGUGUCUUAUCCGGGCAUCCAGAAUAAUUGUUUCAACAUUCUAUCCUGUAAGUUGUGUGUUUCCUUUUUUCAAUGGGGAUCCUUUUAUUUUUAAAGCAGACAGCUGCUGAAUGGCUCUCUCCAAACCAGCUGAUGAAAACAGAUCAUGACCUGGUAGAUUGUCUGUGUCAUUGUUUCACCACAAGGUUUUUGUUUCUUGGAUUCUGCAAAUAUCAGUGACACACACAUGAACACAAACCCCACAUGAUGUAAACGUAGCGCUAACUUGAAGACUCAGAAUGCGGUGGUAUUUUCAGGGCUUUAGGAGAAACCCACAUGACGUGUGCAUGACUGUGCAAUUGACAGUGUGUAUGACUGCUUUAUUUUAGACCACAGGACCAGAACACACGCCCUGGUGCUGAGGGAAAAUUUAAGAGAAAAUUUCUCAUCUCUUUACUGCAGCACUUCCUCUUUAUCUGUUGAGGAGUUUCAUUUGUCUCUAAUUCAGUUGGUGGACUAAUUUAGCAGCAGUGGGACUGAGAGUUACUUUGAAUCACCCUCGUGAAAAAAGGAAACUAAAAGAUGGAACAACAGGGAACUACCUGAACUGAACUUCCACAUUAUCAACAUUUUUUGUCAGUGUAAAAAUGAUCUUCAAGUCCAGCAAAAAUAAACAAAUACACCAUAUCUACAAAUAUACAAACUACAUUAAAACCUUUGAAUAAAUUACUUUAUUUAUAUUAACCUGCACUGAAAGACAGUCUAUCAUUGCCAACCUUUAGCUCUGGAAACCUUGUUGUUAUUAUAAUCAUCUGCUAGUGCUUCCUAACCUAAAGGACUGUGGAGCUGUUGAGUCGUCUAACUGUACGUUUCAAAAAUGUUAUAAUGUACAUGCUUGAUCAUAUAUUUUCCAAUGAGUGACAGACAAAUAGGCUUUUUUAUGCGGCUUCUACUAGGGAUGUAAGGAUCUCCUGACUUCCCAAUCAUUUUAUAGAAGGGAUUAAAGUGUGGAAGGAAAUUCAAAAGAAGAGCUCUGUUCUGGUUAAAUUCCCUUUUCAUUUAAAAACACUGUGGCUGCACUUUCAGAAAACAAGUAUUCCUAGAUUUAUUUAGUCAAAUUGCAUUUCCUGUUGUUUAUAGUGUUCUAUUUAAAAAUAACUGGCUUGAAUUUUCUGUAUUUAUUUGUAUUUUACAAAGAGUUUUACCUGAGCCAGACCUUACCACAAUGAUAGUCAUAUGACAGUCAUGCAGGUCUGGUAUGAUAUAUUUUUAUUUGUAACAUACUAGUAUUGGAUCGGUACUUGGUAUCGAUACUAACAGCACAUGUAUCUGAUCAUCUCUAUCAAUUUUCAUGACUUUGUAUCAGACCAGUGUUAUUUCUGAUUAACCUGUGAUCGCUGCUUCCUCUAUCAGCUCUCUGAGAACCACACUGAGUCUUGUUUUCAAUCACCGCAUGCAGCUGCUGUCUGAGCAGUCACUCAUCACAUAGGUGAACUCCAGGGUUAUUGAAACUUGGAAAGAAAAGGGGUUAUUUUUGACUUAAAGCAUUAAGUGUGAAAGUUUGAGUGAAUGAGAUAGACCUGAUGUUUGCAGACGCUCGGUACAUCAACACUUUUUUGUAUUACGGAGAAGAUUGAAGUUUCACGGUGAACCUCUUUGUGUUGAUUCUUUUGCUUGGCUGGCAACAGAAAUCACAAACAAGGACUGUUAGGCUGUUUUGACUACAAACUAAAGCCACCUGAGAGCUUCAGAGGAUGGAUAGCUGUUGAUACUGAAGGUGAUGGUUUCUCUGUACUUGGAUGUGUGGAUUCUUACUCCUGUUUUUCUGGUAUUGAUAAAAGGUUCAAUUUAUUUUAAUUUCUUUUGUUUCAAAGGAGACAUAAUAUUAAACCCCAGCUGACUUGGACUUCAUGAAACAACCUUUUUUAGACCUUUUAGAAAGACGUUCAGAAAGCCAUUUUUUAUUGUAGUCUAAAAUGUUAAUGUUUAUUUUCACCAAAUCAAAGCAGUUGCUAAAAAGAUUAAUCUGUUAAAAUGUAAAAAUGUUGACAACAGUAAAAGUUUCACCUUAAAGUGAAGUCUGAGUUUCAGAUUGAACUGGGUUUGUUGGUGCUUGGUCGCCCUCCUCUGGCUGUAAUGUGCUAUUGCAACAAAAGUUUAUUGCCGCCAUCCCAUGUACCACCACCACCACAGUAUAAACUAUAUACAAAGUAAACAUAUAAAUAUAUUAUGUAUGUAAAUAAUUAUUUAUUUACUCAAUUUUUUAAGGAUAUCUCACUAUAUCGGAUCAGAGAUUAGAUAUUUGACCUGCAUCACAGCAGCUCCAUUUACCAGACAACAAACAUAAAUACACAUGACAGAACAAUGUUAUUUGGAGGCCUUUAGUGUACUUUUAAUCAGGGGUUCAGCUCAGUAUUCAACUUUUUAAUAGACUGGUGUUUAAAAGAGUGCUUCAGUCUAGCCUAAUAUAAAUGUGGGAUCCUGUAUGUCAGAAUUGAUGUUGACAAGUUAACCUUGUGGUGUUACAGUACUGAAGGAAAAAGCCACAGGUGUGCCACUGUAAGAAGUAAAAAAAAAAAACAGAAUUUGUCUUCUCAUCCUGAAAGAUCUCAGCUGAUAGAGGUAUUCAAUUUUCUGUUUCAUCUUUUAAUUUGAUCUUUCUGAUAAAACAAGUGACUGAUUAUUUACUCAGAGUGUUUAGAAGACAACAUUUGGAAUCUUUCGUCAAAUAUGCAAAUAGGAGCUUUUUAAGAGACCACUCACUGUGUGCUUUUCUUUUCCCUCUAGUCAGCAGAUUGGAUGACAGAGAAGCAGAGCUGAGGAAGGAGUAUAACACUCUCCAUCAGAGACACACUGAGGUAUGAUCCUCUGACUUUGUCUAAAGUUUUCUCUGUAAUAUAGCUUAGGAAAUGUUAUCAUUUAUUUUCAACAGCAUAAACUGGGCAUGACUGACAUUAUUGUAACACUACAGAUCUUACAGAGCCGCUCAUAAAACUAAUAAAAACAGUCACCAUGGCCAUGUAGUCACAGGGUGAGGCUCAAACAACUGAAUGUUAAACUGCAAAAAAAAAAAAAAAAACGAACAAAACCAUCCUUAAAACUCUGUAUUCAGUUUUUUGCAUGCUAGUUCUUACUGGUAAAUUAAACCUGUUCACAUGGUCGGGUGUUGUUAACAGUCCAUGUCUGAGAAGAAAACACACUCAGAUGUCACUGAUGCUGCUGGUCUGCAGAGAUACUGAAAUGCCGCUUGACCAGUUUGGAAAAUCUCAGCAUGUCCUGUGAAAAGGUUCUGGAUCCUGAUCCAGACUGUCAUGGUGAAACAGGAGCUUUAGGAGACCUGCCUCACUGCUGCAGUCUUCCUGUAACUCUUCUGCUCAGCCCAACACCUUAAACCAGGCUGUUGACAAUACUUUAAAGUGCUUUAAGCUUUUAACUUCACACUAACAUCUGAUUGCACUAUGAGGUCACAUAAUGGGCUAGAUUGUAGACUACAGUCAAAGACUGAUUUAUGAAGUUGAUCAUUUGUUAUUUAAAAGAUGCAGCUGAAUUUACAACAGUGUUUCAUUGUUUUUGUGUAUGUUCAUUCAACUGCGCCACCCUGUGGCUGAAUUUUGUAAGUCAGUCAUAAACAAAAAACCACAGGUGUGCGUCAAAGUAACCAGUUUGCACCCUGGGCCACCACUAAAAAACUGUCAAGUUCAGCCUUUUAAAACAAAUUACAAGCAAAUAUAAUGUGUAACUUUCAUUUACAGAUGCACUUGUACAUGUGCUUCAACAGCAGUGCAUCCAUACAGCACUAAAUCCACCACAGCUCACACAGGAUAAUUAACUAUAUGUAUGGCAGAAGAGCUCAGGUUAUUCAGGCUCAGCCCUGUUUGUGCUCAGCCUCUAGUCUGUUGAACUCUGGUAUUCAUUAUACGUCACUGACAGAAGCCCCUGAGUCUGAACAAUCCUCUUCAGUGGCCCACUACUGAGAUGACUCACGAUGAAACGACGAAAUGGCAGUCCAAUGGAAAGACCACACACAAACACACACACACACACACACACACACACACACACACACACACACACACACACACACACACACACACACACACACACACACACAGUUUGCACACCAUUGUUAAAAGGCAGGCUGUCAGUAGUCAUGACACACUCCUCAUAUGUGAGUCAUUGAAGUAAUAAUCAGGACUGCACAGCUCUGGAUUAUUUAAGAUUGAUGAUGUGUUGAUAAUUUCCAACUAACUGACAAAAUAAAAUAAAAACUCUGACGCAAGUCACAGGUAAUUGUAAGUGUGUGGGAAGACGCCACAUCUUUUAAGUAUACAGUGCCACCUACUGUGUCAUGUUGGUAGUGAAUUUCAUGACUUCAUAUGAAGAGUCUGUGGCUUAUAAAAAGCUCCUCAGACGAUGUUUGAGUUUCUGUUGAUGUUGAGGACCCUGUGCACAAAAACAGUACCUCUACACUCUUUGCUGGUCUUGUGCUGAACAUUUAUGUUCAAGGUUUUCUGAUGUAAAAUGUCAUUCUGUUUCUUUGAUCAGUCAAUCAUUCACUUUGAAUCUUUGCUGUGAAAAAUGUCUGAAAAGGCUGUUUUAGCUGCACACUGUCUAAAAAUAGUUGGAGUCACUACAUAGGCUCAAGAACACUUCAAGAAUCCUUGACUGUGAACACAGCUCGUCACUGCAUCCACAAAUGCAAGUUAAAAAACCUCAUGCAAAUGUGACCCUGAAAAAAACAGAGAUUUCUCUUGGCCUAAGUCCCUUAGAUGGAACGAGACAAAGUGAGAAACUGCUUUGUGGUCUAACAUUCUUGUUGGAAAUCAUGCAUGCCCCCGUUCAAAAGACCGUAAGCACCUCCCAGCCUGUUCUCAGCGCACAGUCCAAAUCCAGCAUCCCUGAUGGUAUGGGGAUCAUCAGAGACCAUGUCAUGGGCAUCGUCCACAUCUGUGAAGGCUCCAUUGAUGCUAAACAAUAUCUACAGGUUUAGGAGCAACAUCUGCCGCCAUUCAGACAAGGACUUUUUAAUCACAUUUUAACUCCAGCAGAUUUCAUGACUGUGUGUUUCAUAAUGUUGCAGAUGAUCCACAGUUACAUGGAGCAUCUGGAGAGGACUAAACACCAGCAUGCAGUAACACCAGCAGAGCACUCAGAGACGGGCACGGGCCCAAGCACAUCAGCCAGAAUAAGGUGAGAUAACUAGAUCACACAACCUCAGUCUGCUCUGUGUCCACUUCAAGUUUAACACAAGAGCUAAGAAAUCUUCAAUACUAUAAACACUGAACAUGAAACUGAACAGGUUGAUUCUCCUUGAAUAUCUUCUUGUUUGGAUUUUCAGGUGAUUUCCAGGGUUGUUUGACAUUGUUUUGUCCACUAUUGUGGGUUUAUUCAAGAUAUAAUCAAAGAUUUACAGUUUCCAAAAACAUAUGUCUUACUCUGUCAUCAUAUUUGUAGAAUUUAUAGAUCGGUAUUAUCAAAUCUCAAGACCUGGCUGUUUCAGAAAUGGUGCAGAUUUAACCACUGCAGGCUCUCCUCCCACACACAUCCAGUAUAUUUUCCCACAGGCAAGAGGGAGAACUAGGUCAGAGGACCUGCAGAGAGCUGUGAUGUAAAGGAAAAGGACAAACGUAACACUCGCUGAAAGAAAUACAAAGAUUAGAAAUGUUGCAGGCAAAAAGACUGUUGAGUUUUAAAAAGGAAAUUAAAAUAUGAAAACAAAGUAAAAAAAAAAAGAGAGAGAAAUACAGAAAUAGAGUACAGUGAAAAGGAGAUAAAGUGGAGUUCAGUGGGACUGAUGAAGGAUGCCGUGGAUGUUGUGCAGCUCAAGGCUGGAUGAGCUUUGUGGUAUAUCGCCCUUCUGCAGAGCGGAAUCUGCCUGCUGCAGGAAGUUGGUCUUAAUACUCACUGAGUUGAAUCCCAGAUUUCACUUGUAACAUUUCAACACUGUCAUAAUAAAAUUGAAGAAUUUGAUACUAUUUACAUUCACUGUAUAAAGUCAAAAAAUUGUUUUCUGGGAUGGUGCUGUAUGUUUCUCUGCACACUGCACUGUGUCUGUGAAUCCAGGCUGAACUCUGUAUUUCCUCAGCCUUCAUUAUCUUUCCAGUUAAAGACAAGUCACCGCCACCCUCACCCCCACACACACACACACUUUUUAAUCAGCCUCUCUGUUUUGCAGCCAGUAAGCUGCAGUCUGAGUACAGGCAUAUGGAACGAGCUGCCUCAGCAUCCAAAAGUGUGUGAGAGAAAUAGAGAGAGAGGGAGAGGGAGACAGAGAGAGGGAGGGUUGUUGGGUGCUACCAAAGUGAGAGAGUGAGAGCGUCAGAGUGUUCUGGACUGCGCAGCAGCAGACGUGUUGCAUCUCAGCUGAAGAUCGGGAGAGAGAGGGAGGAUAACAGAAUCACCUGCUGGAGGAGGACUCUAGAGGAGUGGAGCUGCUGCUGCUGUCAGCCUCUCUCAGGGUCUGCUGCUCUGCUGUAAUCAGUCUCUACUGCUGAUGCCACCAGGAUUACUGCUGUUGUGACUGCUGUUGUGACUGCUGCUGGUAGACUGCUCUGGAUUUAACCUGCUCUCUGUCUGCCUCUCUGCUGAUCUGCUGCAUAUAGACUCUGCUGCAUUACUGACUCAAGGAUACAGCUUUAUGACCUCAGUACAUGAGUUUACAGAUGCUGACGUUCAAUCAGAUGGUUCAGUGACAUUUACCUUAUCUGCUGCUAUCACCCGUGCCCCCCAAACCUUCUGGUCCCUGUUUAGGCACUGGGCCAUCAUCUGGGGGGGCCAUGAGCCCCGGGUGUAUGCUGCUGUUUGUGUUUGGCUUUGUUGGAGGAGCGGUGGUCAUCAACUCUGCUGUACUGGUCUCUCUGUCUGUGCUACUGCUGGUUCACUACUCAGUUUCCACUGGCGGCUUACCUGCCCUGCCUCCCUUACCCUCCCUACCCAGACCCUGCAGGUAGUUCCCGUCUGUGUGUGUGUGUGUGUGUGUGUGUGUGUGUGUCUGUGUGUGUGUGUGUGUGUGUGUCUGUGUUUCUGUGUGUGUGUGUUUGUUUCAUCUUAAUUUGUCUUCUUUCAUUGCAUCUCUCCUGCUCUGAUCUGUGUUUCUGCUGCAGCUGCCGGCUGGUGAACAUGCCGUCGCAGUGCUCCUCUCAUGUGGGUGUGUUACAGUGUGAGACAGCAUGCGGAAAGUAGGUCAGGAGAGAAAUGGAAAAAAGGCAGAGUCAUACCUGAGAGAGAACAACACCUUAGUGACAUCCAGCUCACCAGAGUUUAUAGGAUUGUUUAUGUCCUUUUAUUUCUACAAAAUCGUAUAAUUGUGUUGAUGUAAUGCCAGGACUGUGAUAUUUUCCUUCAUCCUUCGACUCAAAUACAACAAAAGGCAGCAAUGGUGACAAUCAGUGGCCUGCAUGUGACCUCCUCCCUCAAUAUGGUGGUGUGUCCAUUGUUUUUGGGUUGCUGUUUUUUUACUGCUGCCCGCCGGCUGUUCUUUUCACUGUGGCACCCAUUGUUCGGCUCGCCCUGUCCAAUAAUUCUGAGAGUAGCUGUUGGUUUGUAACUGGGCUGUUGUAGCAGAGUCUGUAGUGAAUGUACUGUAAUGUGUCUCUGUUCAUAAAUACUGUCAGUCUUUAGUGCCCAGAGUUGAGAUAGAAGUUGGAAAAUGAAAAUGUUUUUGCAAGAGAGUGUUUGCAAAGAGUAUCGUGUUUGUUUUAUAACAUGGAGUUUUUGGCAAGUUUUAAAUCUUAUCUGUAAUUUUGUUUAUUACAGUCCAAAUAACAUCCAACAUCAUGCUAUACAGAGUGAGAGAUAUUGCUCCUGUUAGUGUGCAAUCCUAAUCCUACAGGAGUUAGGAGGCUGUGUAAACAGAAUUUGAUGGUUUGUAAAUAAUUUAAAAUUUCCUUUUUUAUGAAAACAAUGAAAAGAUCACAAAUCAAAUGUAAAAAAUACAGGCUGAGUUUAUAUCAUGUUAGUGAGCCUAGCAGACCAGUUUCUGGAGUUUGGAAGGUGAAAUAUCAGCCUAUUCUUGCCUGAUAGAGGGUUCCAGCCACUCAACAGUUCAGGGUCAUAAUGCUCCAAAUGUUUUUAAUGGGGGACAAGUCAGGACUGCAGGCAGACCAGUUUCUCAGCAGUACUCUUCUCCUACAGAGCCAUACUGUUAUAAUCCCUGUUGUCAGGAUGUGGUUUGUCAUUGUCUCACUGAAAUAUGAAUGUCUUCCCUGAAAAAGUCGUUGUCUGGAUGGCAGCAGAUGUUGCUCCUAAACCUGUAGAUAUUGUUCAGGAUUAAUGGAGCCUUCACAGAUGUGAAAGAUCCCCAUGACAUGGACUCUGAGGGUCUCCAUACCAUCAGGGAUGCUGAUUAAAAACUGGGUGGUCCCUCUUCUCCUAUGAGUAAGGGAUUAGGCAUCCAAGCUUUCCUCAUCAGUUAACCUCAUCAGUUUGGUAUAUUCUUUAAAGUUAAAGAACAACAAUGUGUAGCUUGCAUCAAAUUUAAAAUGUCCUCAUUCAUAAAAAAAUAAAAUUUCCAGUUUCAACAUUUGAUAUAUUUUCUUUGGUAACACUUUACAAUAACCAUAAUUUAGAAAUGGUAAAUAGAUAGUUUGUUAAUGUUUAAUCAUCAUUUAAAGACAGCAUAUGGACCAAUUAUAAAUGGCAAAUAGAGAGUUUAUUGAUGUGUGUUAAUAGUUACUUUACCAUUAACAAGCAAUGAAAUUAUGAUUAAUGAUUUUUAUUAAUUGUUAAUGGACUAUUUAUGAAAGGUUCAUAUGGGGUUAAAAUAUUGGUUGUGAAACAUCUAGAUUAAAAUGUGCGUCAGUAGCACUUUGUAAAUGGUUAAUAUUUGGUUUUUAAACCAUCUAUAAACAUUACUUAGAUGGUUAUUAUAAAGUAAGGGCAAUGAAACAUGAAUAAACUAUCUGCUUGCCAUUUAUAAAUGGUCUAUUUACCAUUUAUAAGUUUUGGUUAUUGUAAAUUGUUAACUGUCUUUGCACUGUUUUCAGUCAGAUGUUGGCUUUAAGUGAGCUAACCUGAAGUCUGUUUUAAAUCAGUGUUUUCCAGUGUCCACUCUGAUGUAGUUGGAAUUGUAAGAAAAAAAAAUUUAAAGAAAAAAAAACCUCUUGAGUUGCUGCUGUGUCAUGUUCUUGGAGCUGAACAUCAUAAUUUUGAAUGUUUUUGCCUCAGUGUAAAGUUACCUUAGGCUGAUCUCUUUCACAUUAUCUCACAGUGAUCUCCAUCAUGCAGUCAGAUACAAAUGGCUUGGUGUUAUUGCCUGAGCUGGUAGGAGGGAGGUAACUGAGUUUAUGAGACAACUAGCUUUAUUUCACUCCCCACGGCUCCAGUGCCAAGCUUUGCAGCAACAUCUCUGUGUGAAGUCUUGACGUCACAUUAUUUAUGUAGCCUCUCUGGUUCGAUUAUGUAAACCUGCUUUAAAUUCACUGACAAUAUAAAACCUGCUCAUUCAUUUUAUCUAAAGAAGAAUGGAAAUGAAUUCAGGCUGCAAUACAGACAGACUCUUAGUUAACAUAAGCUCCACUUGCUGUUACAGCCUUUCUACUAAGAGUCACUUUCAACAGAGAGGGGAUGAAGGAAGUCCAAUGAUGGCAUGUCCAUCCUGCUGCAACCUGAAGAAUACCAUCUACCAAACCACUGACAUAUUACUAUGAAUUAAAGCUUCAUCAUAAUAAUAGAGAGUUAAGUAGUCCAAUAAGCAUGGGCACCUGCAGCAUUAAUUAACAGACCAUGAAGAAAGAGAGCAGAGGGUGCUUCACUUCAAGACUUUGUCAUGUCUUUAAUGCAUCAUUAUGGCCACUCUUAACUCACCUUAUUCAGAGUAACAACUGAACCUGCACACUUCACAACAGCCUUUCAAAUUAUGGUGCUGUGGUAGACACAACUUAUCUCCUCUCUGACGUUAGCACCCAGUAGCAAACUGUACUGUGUCCUCGUGCACACAAAACACUAAAUCCACCUUUGUAAUUAGGUGGUUUUUGGUCUUACAGCCCUCAUGUGGGGUAUUGAAGGACCAAGGGUAAUGCACCGUGCCCCAUGGGCUUUUGGUGCUUUAGACAUACAUUGAUUACUGUGCCAAGUGCAGAUACAUUAUAACAGAACAAUAAUCUUCAUUUUGUAUUUAUUGAGAUCUUUAUGAAGGACAUGAAAACAUACAUAUCCAGCUAAUUUAUAUUGCAUGUAAAGUUUUAUUAUGAUUAAAAAUAUAUACAUAUAUUUUUUUUUAUUGAUCCAAAUCCAAAAAAUUUUAGGGGAUCCAAUUUGACUUGUUGUUGGUUCAUGAUCCAAAGGGAAAGAAAAGCCUGCUUUAGAGCAGCCAUCAGGUUAAUAAAUAAUUUUACUGCAUCAAAUACUUUUUUAAACUCUGUAAAUGAUAACAUCCCAGCAGCUUAUUAGCAAAUAUAAUCCUGUUUUGAAUAUAGCUGUGAAGCUUUCAUCAACAGUCAGGCUGAACUGAAUUGGGGCAGUCUUACCCUAGACAAUUACCGCCAUUACCACCCUGAUGCUGGUGUCACAGUGCCAAGUCACGUACAAUGACCCUUUACAGUGACAGUGAAGUACUAAUCCUAUCCUAUACAAGUGGCCAGCUGACAUGAUCAAAAUUUCAAAGAUAGAUUUUAGUUGCAAUAUGUUUAUCUGUUAUCACACUUAAACAGCUCCUUAUUGAGAAAAAAACAAAUGUUAUUGAAAAGUUCAAUACUUAGCUGUUUGAGAGUCGGAGGUCAUGUUUGAAUAGAUGUGCAAAGAAUCAUGGGAUAUGUUCGACUGCAAAGGAUGCACCAGAUGUGAUCAUUGCUGCCCGGGAAAAGCUGGACACAUUUGUUGGCUACAUUACAAGCCGUUGGAGGAAACUAUGCACAGCCUUCAGUGGCUGUAGCUUCUUUAUUUGGGCCGGGGUGGAUAUUGAUUUUGCUUAUCAGACCAGUUCUUCAUCAAUUCUGUGUGUGUGGAGAAAGUCGGCCUCUGCAGGUUUUCUGUGUCAACAACAUGAGUUUUAUUAUCUUCACUGCUCUGCUGAGACAAAGAGGCCUGUCAUCGUAUUCAGUAUUCGCAUUUUAGCUGACUGUAGAUACAGACUCUAACUGAGUUUAACAAAGGUUGCAGCAGCCUUCAGUUAGCAUGGUCAGCUAACAAAAGAAAGCACACUUAAUCACCGAAACUGAUACAAAAAGCAUCACAGAUUCUGUAUAUUAAUAGUGGAUUGGAUUUGUACAGUCUCUAAAUAUACACCGAUCCUCUUUGUGGGGCAGUAAAGCUCCUGAAUAUUGCAGAUAGUUUAUUACUGGAAAGCUGCCGGUCUAACGAAGUGGGUGGAUUUUACAGUGAGUUGGUAUAUAGAUGUUUUUCUGAUAUUGCAAACACAACGGUAUUUGGUGUUGCACCAGCGUUUUGGAAAGCUUCUAUCCUCUGUCCCUCGUGAUAGGCUGUCAUUUUUCUCUAGAGACGCGUCACAUCGUUGUUCUGCAAGGCAUGUGUGACAAAAUGGACAUCAUCAAUAAAGGGGCCGUGAUGUAUGAUGAGAAAUGAUCUCAACAACUUAAUCUAGUUGGAUGAGGUGCUAGUAUGGGACACAGCUAAAGGUUGGGAAUAUGUAACAUACAGUUAACACACAGGCUGUAGCAUUCAACUUGAAGCACCCCUUUGCCUGACUACAGCCUUUUACCGUAUCUAUGAAGGCUCUUUGUCCACAUGCUCUUUUAUAGUUAUAAACUAUAAAAGUUAUACAGUUAUAGCUCUUAUAUAGAAUAUAAAGAACAUCGAGAACAGUAGUAACUUCUUCUCUUUUCAGGGAGCUCGUCACCUUUCUUAAUCAUCUGUCCUUCUGUCUGUCUCCUUACUCAGGAAGGAGCGUCCAAUCUCCAUGGGCAUAUUCCAACUUCCGGGGACUGAUGGUAUGACCCCUGACCCCCAGAGGGAACCUGUGGACACUUGCUCUGAACCAUGGCGAUUUAACAACCUCAGCCAUCCACGGUCCAACACCAGCCUCAAGGUACAACAUGAACUAAAAGACCAAGUCACACAAAUCAGUCCUGCUUUUAAAACCAUGAUGAAUCUGUGAUAAAGAGAGCAUAGAGUUACUGUCUCAAGUCAGCCAGUAGAGCUUCCCACGGAUCAUACUGGUGGUGACAUCAUCCCCAUUUCAUUUAGAAGAGGUUGUGGAAACUAAAUGCAAACACCAAAGAAAGACUACAUUUCCAUUCAAAGAGAAGGAUUGUUCAGUGUGUCCAGAAUUUUUAGCAGCUUGUGUCAGAGAGAGUGUGUGUGUGUGUGUGUGUGUGUGUGUGUGUGUGUGUGUGUGUGUGUGUGUGUGAGAGAGUGAGUAACGGGGUGGCCUGGAGCCCAGCAAGCAGAGGAAGUGGUACCAUUCGGGGCCUUCCUUUCACCUAAAGGGGGGUUGGAAAGGACAGAGUGUCUUCACAUUGUUGCUGUUGGAAACCAUGUUUGAAGCAAGGCUCCUUCGUGAAUAUUAAUAACCUCCUCAUGAGUAUUCAUUGGCUGUUAUUACACUAGUGCAGGGUCACAUGGGUGGUGUAAGACUUGAGACUCAGUUUGGAGCUGAGGAACUUAAAUUUGAAGCCUGAUAACAGGGUUUGUGCUGAGUUGGUUCAUUACAGGUCACCAAGCCGGUUUAUUGGUCUGUCACUGGACUAUGAUCAACGUAAAUACAAAGAGUUAGGUAAAGUGUAAGAAAACUUUGCGCCUUGAACCUCGAUACAUGAUACUUUUCUUCCGGUACAAUAAAACCGAAUCCCAGGUUCACAUAUUUCAGGGUGUAAACAAAGACAAGUUGACUAGAAGUUGAAAAAGGGAUUAUGUCAGAGUGAACAUGCUAAUAUAUGAACUCAUAUUCUCUUUAAAAUGAUAUUUUUGUAUUUUUAAGGGGGCGGGGGGCGGGGGGGGGGGGGGUAUAAGUUAGAUGUCACUAGCAAGUGUUUAAGCCACAAUGGAUGACCUUCAUCUCGGCUCUCUUACUGCCAAACUCCUUGAAAAACUGCUAGGCUACAGUUUUCUGCUCCACUGAGAAUUUUUUAGCACUUUACUUUGCCAUGAGAAACCAGAAAUAAAACCUUGGCCGUUGUGACCCUAAAGUGUGUGAAUUAUCAUAUAAUUAACUGAGGACAUGCAGUCUUUCCAGGCACUUGCAGCAUGAACCCACAGCCCUGGUUGUGUUUUGUCCUCUGAUUUGACAUUUUUCAAAAAUCGCUGUCAGUGAUCCCUUCCCUCUCAGCUUGCAUGUGUGAGUCUUUUUUUGAGGGUUGGGGUUGAGUCUUGGGGAGUUUUCCCCCUAUUGGCUGCUCAGUGCGACUAUGGCAACAAAAGAGUCAGGUUUAGAUGAGGGUUGUGAAUGCAAAAACUCCCGGCAGUACAAAUACAAAUACACAAAAGUUUGAAUGACUUAAGACAGUAAAAAGACAGGGUUUAAUUAUCUAACAUGGUUCAGUUUUAUCUCUGUGAAAGCUUCAAGUCUCAUCAGUGGUGUGGAAGUCACACUACCCCCACUCAUCAGUUUUCAAGGUGACAGAGGGAUCAGUGUGGAUGCUUUGUUGUCAUCCCGAUUGAUUCUUUUCCAUCAGCCGCUGAGCUAUAUAUAGGACUGAAGCCACUUAAAUUACUGGAUCAAAACAAUACAGAAUCAGAGGGCAUGCCACACAGUGUUGCAGAGAGCUGAUGAAACCCCAGUGUUUGAGUGGAGCUGAGCUUCCCAGGACAUCUUUAAUGACUAUUCAGCUGUUAGGACAGGAAUGCAUGCUCAUUCAUGAACAUGUUUGUUUCUGGGGAGGUCUGAUCAAAAGAUGUGCAGUCUGCAGCAGUAAACGUGAACUCUGACCCACGAAUAGAUGAUGACUACAUGAUCACAGAACAGUGCAAAUACACGUGCAGAUGUAUAGCACUUAAUUUGAUAAAGACAGGUAUAUAAAAAAUUUGGUUUAGCCAUUUUAAGGUUGUCAUAGGAGUAUUUAAUAGCCACUGAUGUUCCAGUAUGUAUCACAACAUACUGUAAGUCCUUUACUGGUAUUAGUCAAUGGAGCCUUACAGUACUCUUUGACACAGCUGUCUAAGUAGCUAACUUGCCCUGUUUUGGUCCUGGUUUGACUGGUUUUGUACCUAAAAGAUCUCUGAAAUCUCUCAGCCUGGUGACCAAUUCUUCCUCCGGAGUGUGGAAGGUGAGAGUGUGAAGGACACUUUGCUCCAUCAGGAGGCCGAUCAGGACCAGGUAGACCCUCAAGACCAAGUCUAACAAAAGCAUCUCCAAACCUUGACGUGAUGUGAUGUUAAGUGGCUGUGUUGCUGACUUUGCUGUGGUGUGAGUUCAAACAAAACUGCAAAAAUAGUGGCGACUUUUCUGAUGUUCUUGAUGUCAGAUUUGUGAAACCUUCGACUCAUGAAAGUGGAGUUGCCUAUGAGAUUUGUGAAGGAAUCCUGCUUGCAUGUUAUGGUUUGAUACAUGUUAUUGUUGGUUGGAUGCAUGACUCACUGGGACUAACAUGUUAUUUUUUAUUGUAAUGAAUGAAUUUAAAGAUAGUCAUGUUAUUGUGCAAACUCAUAGUUUUAUAGAAAGUGAAAGGGAGAUGACUGAAGUGAGCUUUUUCUGAACUACCAGUUAAAGGAGAUGGACCACCAGGCUUGUUCUCAGCUUCCAGUCCAAAGCCAGCAUCCCUGAUGGUAUGGGGAUCAUGAGAGUUCAUGUCAUGGGUAUCUUCCACAUCUGUGAAGGCUCCAUUAAUCCUGAGCAAUAUCUACAGUUUUAGGAGUAACAUCUACUGCCAUCCAGACAAUGACCUUCAUAUUUCCUCAACUAAGAAUGGGACAACAUUUCCUAUUCAGACUCCAGUCUUCUUCAUUGUAAAUCAAAUAUUGAGUUUAAAUGGUUUGCAAACAAUCAAAUUCUAUUGUUAUCAAAGUUUUACCCUGCAUGCUAACUCUUCUGGAAAUGAAGCUGUACAAAAGUCAGAGUGUUAUCUUAGACUGUCCACUAAAGGUGAAAACUCACAUUUUGAAGCCCUCAGUGAUGGGCAGUACUCGAUGGACCCAUGAGAACCCAUAGGUGUCCAUCUCAAAGUGUCAGUCUCAUCUUUAUUUAUUGUCUCUUUCUCCGCUUAGGAUGAAUUGGCUGGAGCUCGUGGAGGCUCCAAGUCCAGCACACCAACAAACCACGGAACCAUGUCCAAAGGUGGAACUCCUGUGUCUACACAAGCUGGAGAAUCCAAAUCCAACAUGUCAUCUCAGGGUGGAGCCUCCAAAUCGAACACCCCAACGUGUAAUUCUCAGUCAACCACUCCACUAUCUCCUCAUGAAGCAGAGUCAGCCAGAAUGAGGCCUGUGUCCAGUGUCGGUGGGUCUGCCUCUGUGACCCCCUCCAGUGAUACCUCUGAUGUUGCCAUGGAGUCAGUGGACACACCCCUUCAGGAACGGGAAGUUUUAGAUGGACUCAAUAAAAACCUGGACAGAAACAGUGGGAAACCAGAGAGCAGUAAGAACAUUUCAGCCGUGCAAGAGGGACAGAUGGGUGAGUCUGAGUCUGAGUCUGUAUGUUAAGGUCCUUCACCUGUGAGAGAUGAUGCUUGGACCAGCUCAACAGAUGUUUAACAUCUCAAACCUGCUGUUAGAGUGCACAGGUUUGCUUUAUUUGCUCUGGUGGUUGUUACAGAUGGAGCUGAUGAACUUGAGAAGUCAGAGGUGCAGGCCAUCAUAGAGUCCACACCUGAGCUGGACAUGGAUCUGGAUGGUUGUAGAGGAACAAGGUACAGGACUGAUGGCUUGUUAGUGGACUAUAAGCUGGAGAUAACUAUGUAUGCAGAUUCUCCUUUUGCCUUAAUUAUGAAAGAUUAUCUUACCUUGUCUUAUUCUGAGCUAUAGAUAUGCUUUUACUUAAACAGACUGACAAAUGCAUAAUACACAUCAUAUGACUAAAUUAUAGACAGAAUUCUUUGAUUUGUGUGUUUUACAGAUAGUAGUUAAAACACAGUAGAUUGUGAUGACAGAGUGGGUAAUUGGAGUUUCACCAACUGGUCAACUACUUAAACCAUUAGUUAGUGCUGUGGACAAUUGUCAACAAGCCAAUUAUUAAAUACCAAAGGGAAUGGGGCUGACCUUCUUGUGCCUCCCUAGUCUAGAGUCUAGACAUGACUCUGCAGAGCAGCACAGAGGAAACAGAUCUGAGGGCAGUCUGACUGUCAAGUUUGCUCAACCAUAGCUGCAGGGAAAACAUUUCUGUGCUGACUUUUAAUUAAAAAGGAAACUUAGCUGAACUCUAACUUCUGUCUAAGAAAGAGGGUUAAAAGGUGACUGCAGUACAGACAGAAGGAGGAUUACCUUUCAGCCAGUGCAAGAGUGAAACCUUAGCAUAUGUGCACAAUGCUGACAGGUAUUAGUCUCUUAAAAGUUAAUCAGGGUGAACAGAGUUAGCGAAAAGAUCACAUUGUGACAUCAUACCUCCUCACUCACUAUCAUCAUUAUUUUAACCCCUACUUCAUAGUCCUGUUUCUGUCCCUCCAGCACACCAACUAAAGGAGGAAUAGAAAAUCUGGCAUUUGACAGAAACACAGACUCUCUGUUUGAAGAGCUGUCGUCUGCAGGAAACGACCUGAUUGGUGACGUUGAUGAAGGAGCCGAUCUGCUGGGUGAGAAGCCUGAUGUUUAUAAUCUUUUAUAGUGUCUCUUAUUUUAUGAACAUUUUUCCACCUCUGCCACACUCUCUGAAUUGCGUUUUUCUUUGGCUGUCGGGCUUUGUUGCCUCACAGAUGAGUUUUCUGGUGUGUAUCAGCAAUUUCCACCAUAUUUCAUUGCUAGAUUUCAGUCCUUAGAUUUCAGUCUGUGUUAAUUUCCGUGCCCUCUGUGACUUUCUGUUAUUUGUAUAGAGUCUUUAUCAGCAGAUUAGUUUAGAUUGGCACUUCUGUGUGGUGAAGAGCAGUAAUGUUUAAAGAUGUUUAAUUGAGACUGUUUGAUUAAAUAAAUAUAUUCUAAUGUCUCCUGCAUGAUUCUCAGACUACAGCUUUCUAGGUAAGACUGUGAGGACACUGUUAGUGUGUAGGACAGACAUACAAAACAAAAAUUUUUUACUUAUCGUUAUUUUCUGAUCAUUUCUUCAAUGUUAGUUCAUGAAAAGAUUACAAUUACUCACUUUAAAACCCCCUUAUUUGUGAUUGUUUACAGGUAUGGGUCGGGAAGUUGAGCAUCUUAUCCAAGAGAACACCCAGCUGCUAGAGACCAAGUUAGUACUCUCUAAAGUUUGAAAUAUUUGCUGCUGCUCUUAUUUCACAAAGCUCCAUCCUACAAAUCACAGCUAACCUCAGAGUAUUUGAUAGCAUUGUGGUGGAAAGUGUUGAACUUGAAUAAAUUAUUGAUAAUAAGCAUAAGACACUUUGUGAAUACAUGAGAGGAGAGAAACCCGUCACUGCUGCAUCUUAAAGCAGCAGCCCAGUGCUGCCACCCUCUGUUAAUUGCUAUAUUACAUUAAACUAUCAAAUUCCAGUUCCUUAAGUUUGUAAAAUGUCGAUGAAAAACAGAAUUUGAUGGUUUGCAAAUGUUUUAAAGCCUGAGUUUAACUUAAAAUUGUGCAAAAACACAACAUCAGUUCUAACUGGAAAAUGAUUUCUGGUUUAUGAAAUAUACAAUAAAUGCUCAAUUAGACCAAUUAGACUUUUUCAGGAAAGACCUUUAUAUUUCAGCAAGACAAUGACAAACCACAUUCUGACAACAGGGAUUACAACAGCAUGGCUCUGUAGGAGAAGAGUCCUGCUGAGAAACUGGUCCGUCUGCACUUUAGAAACCAUCUUUGAAUCUUUGAAUGCACUCCUGACUUGUCCCCCAUUAAAACAUGAGCAGCUGAAAUUUUGUAUCAGACAAGAAUAGGACAACAUUUCUUUUUCUAAACCCCUGAAACUGAUCCUCUGACUUUACUGAGACUUACAGAGUGUUGUUGAAAGAAAAGCUGUUUCAGUAACUAUUAUUGAAGGUAUUGCUAAUUCAAGAAAAAGCAAAUUAAAAAAAAAAAAACCUCUACAGUUUUAACGUUUGAUUUGUUCUUUGCCCCUUUCUGAUUCAAAAAAUGUAAAUAAUUUUUCAAAUUGUUUUUUUGUUUUUUUUUAAAUCAACAUUUUACACAGCGUCCUCACUCUGAUAGACAUAGAAUCUAACCUGAUGUUUGUUUGUUUUUUUGUUUUCAGAAAUGCUUUGAAUGUAGUGAAAAACGACCUAAUAGCACAAGUGGAUGAGCUGACCUGUGAGAAGGAGGUUUUGCGUGGUGAGCUGGAAGCUGUCUUGCGGUCUAAAACCAAACUAGAGGAGAGGAACAAAGAGUUAGAGGAAGAACUCAAGAAGUGAGUCGAUUUCCCUUAAAGUCCACAUCAGUUCAAACUGUACAAAAAUUACUUCAGUUCAUACUGUGUUAACAUGUCUGCUAACACCUUGAAUUAUUUGUCUUAAUUGCAGGAUUCGAGCAGAACUUGAAGAGACGAGGCAGAAGGUCAAGAAUGACAAUGAGGAUGAUGUGAGUCUUUGCAUGACAGUGUUACUCACUCAGCUGGAUAGACUUGAGAAGUUCAUUAGGUUUGCUCCACAGAUGUUGAAGCUGUUUAGAGUAUUUUUUACAUAUAAUGAUGUCCAGGCUAAUAAACGUCUCUUCAGUAACGCCUUCAGUGCUUUUGUUUAAAGUGCGGCCAUCAUAUUGAUCUUCUCAGCUACUGUUAUAUUUUGGUGUUUGACCUGCAGAGCGAUGUGCCAACUGCACAGAGGAAGCGCUUCACCAGAGUGGAGAUGGCCAGAGUGCUGAUGGAGAGGAACCAGUAUAAGGAGAGGCUGAUGGAGCUUCAGGAGGCUGUCAGAUGGACAGAGAUGAUCAGGUAAAACGGGCCAGACGGACUGUCUGUGGGUGUGAAUCCAUGUUUGACGUUUUCAUCAGCAAAAAGACUGUGUUAAUCUUAAAGCCUGCAUGACAAGGUAAAACUUUCCAUUUAUCUGUUAUGAGAUAAAUGUUAUAUCUACUAAUAAAUCUGUCCUAACGUCUUUAUCACUCUGACACUGAGGCCAAUCCAGUCACAAAAGUACACCAAACAAACCCCAUAAAGCUCAGAUUUACUGAUCUAUGUCUUCACUGGUCCACCCAAUGAAACUUUAAUAUAAUCAUGUCAUUCAAAGUCAUUCAAACAGCUGCAUUAUGAGCAGUAACAGCAUUAAAGUGCUGCUGAUUCAGUUUUUGUUAUCAGACUUUUAUCGUCAGUCUAACGCUCUGAGUUUCAAUCAAUCUGUCUCCCUCAGGGCCUCCAAGGAGAACCCAGCUCUUCCAGAGAAGAAGAAAUCCAGCCUUUGGCAGUUGUAAGCUCCUCUUUUCUUUUCAUGCUGUCUUCAGUGAGAUGUCUUUGUUAUUUCCAUGUUUCAUUUUGCUUCUCUUUGUAUUUCAUGUGGUUUUGUUGUAUUCUCCAGGAUGUAAGUAAAUCUUUGACGUGCUAACAGCUUGACUCGGCUUCUUAUAUAUUCAUCUUGAUAAAAAACUCAAGCGAGCCAGAAAACAAAGGCUCUGAUCUUAGAUCUGAGCUUCUUGGCUGUCACAGUCCUGUUUCAUACUUAAAGACUUGUCAACAUCAGGACGCUUGAGGUUGUAAAAAUGCACCUGUUUGCUCUCCUUUGUUUAGUGUCAUAAGGAAUGAGUGUGUCUUUACUUUGAGGGAUUACCUGGAGCAGGUUUUUGGUCCUGGGAUCGGGACAGUAUUCUGUGUAAGAGAUGAAAUCUGAUCAAACCACCAUCUCUCCUGCUCUGUUUGUGUGUGUCCCUCUGCAUUCUGCCUGGUGUUGUGAUGUUUGUGUGUAGGAGGUGUGUUGUUUAAGGUUUCUGAGGGUGGGAGGGAGAAGGGAGGGAAGGCAGGAGUACGGGUGGAGGGUCUGGGUCAAAUCAAAUCAAAGCAAAUCUGCUUAUUUAGCUAAACUCAGCAGAGUUUAUUUCCUACAUUUAAUUAUGAGAGUCAGAUUGCCUGCUAGGGUUGUGUUCAUUGGAAACAUGCCAUUGUACAGACUUUUAGAUGUUCAAUACUCAGUUUAGUUGGGGCCCUAUGAUGCAGUGAAAAAGGGGUCAGUUGUGAAAUGUAAUAUUGGGUGAUUUGGCUGAGAUGCUGUUGUAACUGAAUAAUUUCUAAAUACAAAUCUAUAAACUCGGUGACUAUCCUAUCCCGCAGAGAGGGUGGGUUUCUUUUCAGAGACUGUCCAGAACCAACCCCUUAAAAACAAAGAUAAUCUGUGAGGAUUUAUAUUCAGAUUAUAGCAGAGCUGUGUGAUUUCUGUCGUUAGCUUACUGUACCAAUUCUUGUUACGAUCUGUCCACCAAUCAGAGACUGUAUCUAUAAUGAGCUGACCUUUUAAAGGCCUAAUAAGAAGUCUGGUGUCCUCGUCUGAGCAGAGCAGUGAAGGUCCUAAUACUGAAGAUAACAUUUGAGAAGAAUUUGGAUAAUAAGCAGAAUCAAUAAUGGUGUCUGUAUGAAUAAUAUCUUAUCACUAAUUAUAAUACUGUUUCAGAGUUAUGUCAUCCUGACAAGCCUGCCUAUAUUUUUUGUAAUAACAGAGAAUCCGGUGAACAUUUCUAAACAUGAGUCGUGUUAUUUAAGCAUCCUUAUUAACGAUCCUGGACAUGAAUAAUGUCAAAGAAGAGAAACGGUAGACUAGCGCUGUGUAUGUGGAGAGGACAGCUGCAGGUUCAGUCUGUGAGGGGAUGUUAACGAUAAGAUACAUUUACUGUAACAGUUAAACUUAAGAUAGCCACAAAUAGCUCAUUUAAUGUAAAAUAAAUGUUAAAAGGUUGUGUGUUUGAUAUUUACCGCAAAACAACUGACUCCUGAGUAUUGUCAUACUUGAGGGAGUGAAAGAAGUCACAAUUCAGAAAUACUUAUGUAGACUUUGUAUUUUCCAUUUUCCUAAACAAUCAUAAGAUGACAAAAUGUGACCACAUCUUUUGAAAAAUGUGAAUGGAAAAACAAAAUGUGGAAACAGAUUUCAUGGAGCCAUAUAUGAACUCCUACCUUUGAGUUAGUGGGGAAACAGGGGUGUUACUGUCAAGGUCUGUUUUGCUCUGUGUCGUAAACUAACGUCCCAUUCAGUGCACAGUAUUAACCCUGCACUCCCUGCUCCUCAGUAUCCCCACGGCUCUUAUAGCUGCUUGAUCCUCUGCAGUUUAGGGGACCUGCCAGUGAGGUCUUUAAAGUUCAUUAGACUACUUGUUUCAGAGUCUAAACUGUGUGAAAGCUGGCAUGGUGUGUUGGCAUAGGAGAGUUUAAUUUUCAUUGAUUGUUGGACUUGACCUCUGUUGCUGGAGCUUUUGCUUGUGUCCACCCCUCUAUAUGUUUGUCUGUGUGCUUUCCCCACCCUUUCCCUCCCCACUUCCCCCCCUUGCACCUCCAGUUUCAGCCGUUUGUUUAGCUCGUCUGGUGGAGCAGCCAAGAAGCCGGCGGUGGAGGCCCCUGUGAACGUCAAGUACAACGCUCCCACCUCUCAGAUCCAGCCGUCUGUGAAGAAGAGGAGCAGCACCCUGCAGCAGCUGCCCAGUGACAAGAGCAAAGCCUUCGACUUCCUCAAUGAGGAGUAAGCCUGAUAGCCUGAUUGUAAAAACACUUGAUGCAAAGAAAUCCGUCUUUAUGAGAUUCUGUGGAGAAACACUGAUUCAAAAUUAUAUAACACCAACAAAGGAUGUCAGAAUUUUAACUGGAGUUUUAAAGAAUUAGUCCAGGGUCUGAUAUUAACACAUCCUGUGUGCCAAUUACACUACACUGCAAUACAAAGACUUUAUUGAUCCCCAAAGGGAAAUCUAAUUAAUUCAUUAUUACUCAUUUGGUGGGUAAUCCAGACAACUAUGUGCCAUGUGGCAAGACACUUUUGUGCCACAAUAAAAAUGUAGUAAAAUCAGAUUUUUCACUACCAGUAACUUCUGCUUCUCUGCUGUCUGCAUGUUGGAGCUUUGCAGAGUCAGCAUGACAUGUGCACAUAAUAAAACACAGCCACUUCUUACUGUAAGAGAAACCAGAAACCCUGCAUCAAGACUUCAACAUCAGCAAGUGGCAGGAUACAGCUUUGGUAUUUUUGGCUCCAACUAUAUUUUAUUCAGAGCCAACACUAAACAUAAUGAGCAGAUGCAAAUGUCUGUGUAGACAUAGAUGGCUGGGAUAUUUAUCAAUAACAUAGAUGAUUGGGAUUUAUAUUGAGCGUUGUUAAACUACCUUCUGUAAAGAAAGCUGUUUGUAUUUAUUGGAUUCCACAGUAAUCACUCUCCCCGCAACCACAAAUAGAAAAGCCAUGACAUUCGUCAUUUCUGUGUGAUUAUAGAAAAAUAAGGCGCGUGGGUGACUGUUUUACUUUAAUAUUCCAUCUGUCAAAAAUAGAGUUCGUAUUGAAGCUUUUUGUAGCCUGUAGUCUUUAAAAACUUUGCUCUAGCAUGCUCUUCCUAAGUUGGAAUUCAUUACAAAAGCUCUGUGAAAUGAACUGGACCUGACGUGGAUGUGAAACAAAAAAGGCAUUUAUUGUUUUGGCUGCUAAAAUGUGUGACUGCCAUGUUUGUUUUCUGUCUUUGUGGAGGAAAAACAGCUUUCUGAUGGAUCUGGUAAAUCUUUUUCAGAGUGGCAGCAGAUAAUGUGGUGUCCAGGCGAGAGCAGAAGAGGGCUCAGUACCAGCAGGUCAAAGCUCACGUCCAGAAGGAGGACGGCAGAGUGCAGGCUUUCGGCUGGAGUCUCCCCAAUAAAUACAAAGUAAGGAGACGAGCGUCGACCUCGGCAUCAGCUUCCCUUUCUUAUUUACUGUGGAUUUUCUCUUUCUCUUCAGUCAGUGACAAGUGUCAUAAAUGAAACAAACUGGGAUGCCAUGUUUUGUGUUUUUUUAGACCAAUGGUGGCAACGCAGAGGGUAAGCUGAAGAAUCUGCCUGUCCCUGUCUUCCUCAGACCACUGGAUGAGAAAGAUGCUUCUAUGAAGGUAUUUCCUUCACCUGUGUCAUGUCAAACUUGAGUAGUUUUUAUCUAUAAACUCACCCUGCCUUUAUUUGGGACAGAGAGGCCUUUGCUUAUUUUAGACUCAACUCGAGCCAAGUUAAACCAGGGUUUUGAAAUGCUGGUAUGAGGACUACUUUGUUAAGAGGAUCAGAGGCCUGACUUUAAAAGCGCUGUCACUCUAACAAUCUUGUUUAGGAAAUUCUUGCUGACUGACACUUAAAAAAGAGGGAAAUCAUAGACUGGGUUGUGUGUGAAGGAUUUGCGGAGAUCCCUCCGGUGUAUCUAUUCAUUUCUGACUGCUUUGAUCCUGUGAUUCUUCACUCCAGCUGUGGUGUGCCGCUGGUGUCAACCUCUCAGGAGGGAAAACCAGAGAUGGAGGCUCCAUUGUAGGAGCCAGUGUGUUUUACAGUGAUGUACCAGGACCAGAGAGCCCUAAAAAGAAAAUAGGUUCUCAGAGCAGUCUGGACAAAUUGGAUCAGGAACUCAAGGUACUCACAGGCAAUUAUUCCAGUGCCACACAGGUAAAAACAUAAUGCAUACAGUAUGCACAGGAUUUAUGCUUAGUCUCUCUGUUCAUGUUUUCAGGAGCAGCAGAAGGAGUUGCGGCAGCAGGAAGAGAUGUCAUCUUUGGUUUGGAUCUGUACCAGCUCCCAGUCCACCACUAAAGCUGUGGUCAUCGAUGCAAACCAGCCAGGAAACAUCCUCGAGAGUUUUUUUGUGUGCAACUCCCACGUUCUCUGCAUCGCCAGUGUCCCAGGUCAGCAGAUGACCUUUUUUGUGUCUGACGGAGUGAUUCAUGGUUUUUAUUGAAAUCUGUGUCCAAACAUUAAACCACACCCCCAGAUGUCCCCACAACUCUCUGUGUUUGUUCUCAUCCAGGAGCGAGAGAGACAGACUACCCUGCUGGUGAGGAAGUCUCUCCAAAUUGUGAGGCAGAACCAGUAGGAGAGGGCGACUCACAAUCAGCCAAUAACAGCUCAGCAGGAGGUGAUGACAUGCUGGGAGGCAUCACUGUUGUCGGCUGUGACGCUGAAGGAGCUGCAGCUGUUCCUCAGAAAGCUGUCAGUCCAGGUAAAAGAGAGAAAGAGCUGCAUUUCCAUGAGGCGGUCUAACACUGUUCAGUCUGGCACAGAACACAAUACUUCAGGGCUCCUGUAUUUUUUUUAUAAUUCUGAAAGAGUCUUAAAUCCAAUCAAACAAGUAUGAAGGCCUUCAAAUGUCUCAAACCUGCUUAUUUUCACUUCAAGGAGGUCUUUUUCUUUUUUACUCAACAUGCCGUGUUGAUUGUUUUGUUGUGUGUGUGUGUGUGUGUGUGUGUGUGUGUGUGCGUGUGUGCGUGCGUGCGUGCGUGCGUACGUGCGUGCGUGCGUGUGUGUGUGUCGAUCUGUAGACAGCUUAGUAGUAGCAAGCUGAAUGGGAGCAUGUCCUCAGCUACUGUAGUGCAGGUGGACAGUUUUCUCAAUAAUCGGAUUCUUGCCUGGUCAAGGACAAGGACAUAGACAAGGACGGUGCUCCAGUUAAAUCACCUGUUGAGCUCUAAUCCUAGCUUGACUAAACCGUGCAUGUUAAUGUGCUGCUAAAUAUCUGAACAAUUCCCAGGUGAAAUUAUGUGAUUUGUUGUGACCCUGUCAUAAGUGGAUUUCAUUUUACACAGGAUUAUUUCCUGAGUUCACUUUGAGUUCUCAAAUAUGAUUUGAAAUUCUCAUCAUGACAUUCUCUGUCAUCUGUAUGAAGCUUUUGUUUUGAAAGCGAUCGUCAGGGUGGCUUUCCUGCAGCAUGUCUAGACUCAUCAAUUCAGAUGGAUCCACAGAUCAUGAUCAGAUUCAGAUCACUCAAAUUAUCAUUUUGUGUCAUUUUGUCUUUACUGUGUGCUGUAGGACUUCAUGACACAUUAAAUUGAGUUUAUUGGGCUUUUAGAUUCAAAUAUUCAUCUUUAAUCUUUGUGAGGAUCUCUGUUAGCUUCCCCAAGGUGGUUGCUGGUCCUCCUGGGGUCCACAAAUAAACAAAGUAACACUUUAUUGACUAAAACAGUGCAGUGAUUUACACACAGUAAAAAAGAUUACAGCAGACAAAUAAGACAGCUAAUAUCCAGGACUAGGCCAUUCUACAGAAUCAACUUUUUGUAUAUGUUGAAAGUUGGUGGGUAUGGACAAACAACAAUUGUAAGGUGACUUUUGGGUUUAAAAAACUUGAAAACUUGUGUUAUGUAGUGUAAAAAUAGUCCUUUUUAAUAGUAAAGUAGUUUAAUAAGACUUAUCUUAGUCAAAAAAUAGUUUUAACUUUUCUUUGCUUGGAUCUAAAUAGGCUCAAAUUUGGUUUUUAAGUAUGAAGGAACCCUGAUAACAGGGGUAAAGGUACCAAGAUAAUGGUUCUACUUUUACGGCACCUGUCUGUUUGUCUGUCUGGUUACCGAGCAUUCCUAUUCAACUCUGGAGCUAAACACUCUACAGCUUUAAUCAAACUAAUGAGUGAAGGACAGGGACUGUUAGCUGUGAGCUUUUCGGGGCCUUGAUGUUAAAAGGCUUGGUUUAAAGAAAAGGACAAAUCAGGGCUGUAACACACUCUAUAAUUAAAAAAUGUGUCACUUCUGAUAUGUUGCUAUUGUGGUUUAUUGCCUCCACAAUCCUCUCCACAGAAUCCAAGACAGCAGAGGAGGCCACAGAGGCCACAGAAGCCAGCUCAGGGUCUGCAGAUCAAAGAGAGAGCCUAAGGGGGGUCUACACAGAGCACGUCUUCACUGAUCCUCUCGGAGCUCAGCAGACAGCCGAGGCUCCAGCUAACUACUCUCAGAGGUAAGAUCAGGAGGCUCGUCAUCCAGAGACACCUCAUUUAACUACAGCCGGCCCAAUAAAACCCAAUAAAGCUGUCUGUUUUAUUAGAACCACCAUCAAGUGAGCAACAACUUUAAAUCCCUGUUUAAGUGUUUAUUGUGAGGCCAUGAGAGCUUUAUGAAUGUCUGGUUGUGAACUCUUAAUGCAGCACAUUAAUCUUUAAAAUGUCACUGAAUGAGUGUGUGUUCUUCCCUUAGCUCACACUUACGCCUACAAACAUGAUGAUAGUCCUCAGGACAUAAAAAACACAAGUAAUCAUCACAAUGCUGCCGUGAACAAAAGAAAAAAGGUCUAUCUGUAGAGGGUUUAUAUUCAGACUAUCAGGAAUAAAUUAUACAAACUGACCUGCAGCCACUGAACGAAGGUCUGUUUCAUAGAGUUAAAGUCACCCUCCGUCAGCCCACCAUGGCAUUUAAAAGGUGCUUUAUGAUUACAGCGAUACAAAUGCAGCACAUUUAACUUAAUGUGUCAUCUGUGCUGUCCAGGGAGAGUGAUCUACUGAAAGACGGCGUCAGCUCUAACCUCAUAGGAGCGGGACCUUCAGAGGAGCAGGACCUGAUGAGAGAGGAGGCUCAGAAAAUGAGCAGCGUGCAGCCCACUAUGUGGCUGGGUGCUCAGAACGGAUGGUGAGGUUUUUCUGUUGUUUUUCAGGCACUCUUCUGUAGGAUUGGGACUAGGAUUAGACAGACAAAGUCUUGAUCUCAGAUAUUAAAGUUGUUCUUUUCCAAGAAUCAUACAGAGAAUAUAUUUAAGGUUGUAUAUGUUGGUCAUAACCAAAGGUUAUUAAAUGUGACUCAGUACCAAAAUGGUAAAGACCCCUCCUUUCAGCUCAUCAUGGACUCCAUAAUGCAGUCAGGAUUGCAGCUCUGAGCAGCCGAGAGUGGAGAUGCUGACAACCUGUGGUGUAGUUCACUCUCAAUCUAACAUUUUGAUAAUAGAAGAGAACUUGUGGCUUUCCUCAUGACAGAAAAAAGAUCAAAUCAUUAACCACAAAUUAAAAAUACUUACCCAUAGAGAAUACAUCAGUAAAAGUACUGAUGUAAAAAGUACCCAAGAAAGUACAAGGACACAAAAAGCCUCUCUAUUACAGUAACAUAAAUAAAUGUAAUUAAGUACUUCUGUACCUGCCUGUUUCAGGUUCAUUCAUUUAGUGAAGAAGGAUGCUACUCUGAUCUUUUCUGAAAAUACAGACCAACCAUGGACCUAAAUGACCUCUUUAUAUUUAACAUUUUGACUUCAUGCUCACAAAGUUAUAGCUUUAGUCUUGAAAUUUCACACCUUAAUUCUUGUAAAUCAGCAUUUGUUUUCUCCUCCCUCUAGCUGCCCUGAUCCUUUGUCACAUUCAUGUUCAGGGGCAGUCUUAAAAUAAUCCUGAUGACCAAUCAAUCUGCUUCUAUUCCAGUGUGUACGUCCACUCGUCUGUGGCUCAGUGGAAGAAGUGCCUGCAUUCAAUAAAGCUCAAGGACUCUGUACUUGGCAUAGUGUGAGUGAAUAAACCGACAUACACACAAGUUUUGAUAUUUGGAUGUUGAACAGCUGCUUGAAAGUCUUUGGUUGUUUGUGACAGACAUGUGAAAGGGCGUGUGCUGGUCGGCCUCUCUGAUGGCACUUUAGCGAUCUUCCACAGAGGAGAGGGUGAGGAGAAUAAACCAUCAUCUCAAACCCUCCUGAUGUUGGCGGUAUCUGUAAACACACCAUGACUCCUGUCUUUGUUUUUAGAUGGGCAGUGGGACCUGACAAACUACCACCUGUUAGACCUGGGCCGACCUCACCACUCCAUCCGCUGCAUGACUGUUGUCCACGACAAGGUGUGGUGUGGCUACAGGAACAAGAUCUAUGUGGUGCAGCCCAAAGCCAUGAAGAUAGAGGUGAAAUAAAUGUUCUUCUUCACUUCAUUGUUUUCUUUGGAGCGACCUUUUCGGAGUUGUUCAGGGGAACAAGACAAAGAUCCAAACUAAGGAGAUUUAAUCUACUGAUUUUAUAAAUACUGUAGUUUAAAUAUAAAAUAAAUACAACAUCCAUUUUCAUUUAAGUUUGUUUAUGGACCAUAAAUCAUGAUUCUCUCCUGCUCUUCUCUUCAGCCUGUCUCAUCAGCAUCACGUGUGUCUUUCACAGAAAUCAUUUGACGCCCACCCUCGUAAGGAAAGUCAGGUACGUCAGCUGGCCUGGGACGGCGAUGGGAUCUGGGUUUCCAUCAGACUGGACUCCACUCUCAGGUUGUUCCACGCUCACACCUUCCAGCACCUUCAGGACGUCGACAUCGAGCCCUACGUUAGCAAGAUGCUUGGUUCGUAUGCUUUUCUCUUUUGACAAAGUUUCAGUCUCUGGGGAUGUUAUGAAACCAUGAUAGUGUAAUAUCAGGUCCACAGUAUGAUGCUUAUCCUGAUAUUUGGAGAAAAAUGUCAUUUGUCUUCUUAAUCCAGAGUAUUUCUUCUUGAAGUUAAAGGUUUAGUAACACAGGAUUGUGUUUACAUUAUCAGAAUGGUACAAUGUUUUCAAUUUGACUGUAAAAGCCACUCUCUUUGUGAGGCUGGUAGCUUUCUGGUGAUAAACGCCCUGUUUUUAAAACAUUCCGUGGGUUUCCUAUCACACAGAGAAGAUCAUCGUAUUUUCAGAGACCUCAGAGAAGCUCGUACAACAGUAAAGAAUUCACUUGAGAUGAAAAAAGAGCAACAAGUUAUUAAGGUUUACAGCUCUGACAGAUUGUAAAUUUUUCUCCCUCCUAGUUGUGAAGCUGACAUGUGGUUAAUGUAAGACUGGUUUGUGCUCAAGUCCUCUUUUUUUCUGUAUAGCACCAUUUUUAAAAGUUAUAAAGGGUUCAUGUUUCCUAUGAUUGACACUUGAUACAGCCUAUGGGCGUACGAAGAUUGCGUAGCUCAACCAGGGGAUACGCUGUUUGAGCCGAGAGUCAUCACAGCGGCUCUCCUGCCAAAUGCGCACAAUGCUACUGCACAAAUGGUGGAGUGUGUACUGUGCAAUGUUGGUUUCAGGAAGUGGAGAAAAAAGGUGGAAUUUCUGAGAGAUUUUCAGCUUUAAAUCUGUAUACUGGCGGAAGGCGGAACCAAGUUGUCCAUAAUAUAUACAGUCUAUAGUAGAGAGUGAGCUGUUCUCUGUGUGCUUGGACCUCUGUCAGUACUUCUACAUGCUCAAGCGUUUGCACGCUGGGUUCUGACUUGGAUGUUUAGUCCUUGAGCCUCUUUCUUUUUUUCCUAACAGCGUUUGACUUGAAUACAGCCAUGAUGGGAAUUUAUUUUGUCUCCAUCGUGUUUACUAAAUGUCUGCAAGUUUUCCAUUGGAUAUCCAGAGAUAAAUCUUGUGAUCUUUUGAGCUCCGUUGUGGGAAAGUGAGGUUGUAGAGACUUCUUUUAGAGUCUCUUGGCCCGACUGGCAUCUUCUUGAAUCUUUUCAGGGUGAUGAUUUGUCAGGUGUAGCCUGGCAGUGUGUACUUGUUUUUUGUGUUUGUCACUCCUGAGCACAAGGAUACUGCCUGGCUUUCACACAUCAAAUUCAGGAGCUGCUGGAGCGUCACUAUUUCAAAAUCACAUCUGUGCCGCCACUCACUAUAGUGUCCUCUGUUUUUGCUGUACAUCUUUAUUGAGUGAUGGGCACAUGUGGAUGAGGGUCUCUGUUGUUCCCUUUACCCUCCAUGCUGAUCCACUGUAACUACAACAAAGCUGCACUUAUUACACUCAGCACCUGUUGUGUUAUAAAGGUUCUGAGACAUUUUAGCUUUAGGGGUCUCAUCAGAUUCCCAACAUCAUGACACCAUGGGUCCAUCCUUAGGUGAAGCACUCAGACUCCUCAUCAGGGAUUGGCAGACUCUGGUUCCUUGUCUCAGAUUCAGCUCUGAAUAUGAAUAUGAUUUUUUUUUUCAGGUACGGGUAAACUGGGCUUUUCCUUUGUGAGGAUCACAGCUCUAACCGUGUCCAGUAAUCGUCUUUGGAUCGGCACUGGGAAUGGAGUCAUCAUCUCCAUCCCUCUGACUGAGAGUGAGUGAUGGAGCCAGAGUGAUUCAUAGACAGAAAGCUGUUCUAGUCGUGCUGCUUUAGUUUCCUUAAGUGCAUGUUUAAAAAGUCUGACCUGUCACACCUUUUCUGCUCCCUCAGCGGCCAACAAGGCGACCAAGGCGGCAGGAAACCAUCCAGGAAGUGUAGUCCGAGUCUACGGUGACGAAACCUCAGACAAAGUGACAGCCGGCACGUUUGUUCCUUACUGCUCCAUGGCUCAUGCUCAGCUGUGUUUUCAUGGUCACAGAGAUGCUGUGAAGUUCUUCACUGCUGUCCCAGGUAUGAUUUGAUGAGGCUUCAGAUAACUGCUGAAAGUCAAGUUCACAGGCUGACCACAGUUCCCUCACUGAAGUGACAGGAUAAGAGAGAGACUAAAGUUUCUCUUAAGUCUUUGACAACCCGAAUGCAUAACUGAGGCAGCUACUGAGAAAGUUGAUAACUAUUCAGAGACAUAGAUUUAGAGGAGUGACAGUGGAACACCAGUGAUGGGGUUUCUAAAGAGCUGUGGUUUUAUUUAGCAGAUUUUCUGCACAGAAACAGAAAUGAUUUUGUGCAAUAAAAACUGAUACAACACCGUCUACAGUCAACGUACUGUACAUAUGUUUAGAAAACCUGUUUGCAUUCUAAUGAUAUUUUUGCAUUUCACAGUUGAAUGAUUCUCAGAGCUCAAAACUUAAUUGUUUUGUUUAAAAAGUGAUCAGCAGAAAAACCCACUUUGGACUUGUUUGGUGUUAUUUACAGUCUGUGGUGGUGUGCUCUCAGGUCACGCCAUUCCAUCUGCGUCCUGUGGAGCAGAAGCAGCAGGUGACAAAGCGACAGAUGCCUCAGCUCAGGAAGGAACCAAGUCCAUGCUGGUGAUGAGCGGAGGAGAAGGUUACAUUGACUUCAGGAUGGGUGAGUUUACUGCAUGGACAGAGAAAAGCAGCCGAUCUUCUCUGCAGCAGGUGAGAAAACUCAUAUGAUCUGUUCAUCUUCAGGUGAUGAGGACGCUGAGGGGGAAGAUGGUGAUGACUCCCGCAUGAAACUGCAGCCCUUCCUGGCUAAAGCUGAGCGCAGCCACCUCAUUGUUUGGCAGAUCCUGUCAGGAGAGGACUGAACUUUGACCUCAGGAUCCUGAGGCCUGAUUUGCCUUUUUAUCUCUUGCCGAGCAGGAAGAGUUCAGGUGGAUGACUCUGCUCUGCACGCACGAGUUCAAUCAGCACUUUUGACUUCCUCAGACCUGAAAAACAAGCAAAAACUGCUCAGAGGGCACUAUCAGUAAUAAAUUGCACUGGGGAAGUGCAAACAGACGCAAAAACUGCAUUUAUUGUUUCACUCAGAGUUUUUUUUUUCUCUUCUUUUUUAUUAUGAAUUUAAAUUUCAUCCUGUUAUAAUGCCUCUCUCUUUCUUUUAAUCAUAUUUGAGGUAAUACUGUCAGGAAAACAUUUGUUUUAUUUGUUAAUCGAUCAGAAAACCCAACAGAUCCUCCAUCUGAUGUCUGCAGGUUCCCCUCACUUAAGUCAGUCAUUGUCUGCUCAUGCUGAACUUCACUUAAUCAUCUUUAAACCUGAAAUCCUCGGCCUCUAAUGGGAGACCUGGUCAGUCAUGUCUGAGUCAGCCAGGUUUGACUGUCGUUGGUGUCUCGUGGUGUUUUUGUGUCCGUCUUUGGAGAUCUCGGCUUUUGAUUGUGCACAAUGUUGCUGGUCGUCUGGAGGUCUGAGUUUGUUCUGGUCAAAUGUAGUCCAUCAGAUUUCUGUUUUUAGCAUCUUUGAGUGCUGAAUGUGGAGACCUGAACCUGAGGGAAAAAACACUAGAUCAGAAAGAGCCCUAGUUUUUGCCUCUUAAUGUGCACAGAGUUAUUUCAUUUCACAAACUACAUUAAGCUAACCCAUCUUCAGAAACAUGAAACCUGACAGUGAAUCCUCUUCCACACUUUUUCAUGUCUGGAUGCAGAAAUAUUUUGUUUGAUUUCAUAUGUUGGAGAUUUUGACUCAUUUUAGACGUAGAUUUUCCCUCAGAAGCUAAAUGUUGAUGCAUCACUGCAGCAUAACAGCUAGUGUUGCUCUGUCCACCUAUUUGGUUUAGACUUAAUUCUCAGACCCCAGUUCAAAGGUCACAUUUAGCCAGUUUGGAUAAUUUGGAUAACCAUAUGGAUAGUGAACAGAGGAAAAUGGCUGAAAAUAAAACUGCACGUGACUUGUCGGUUUAGGACUCUCUAACGUUGUUUCCAUCAGAUCCAGCGUGCUUUAUGUUUUUUACUUACUAUGAAAUGUUUGUAUCUUCACACUUUAAAGUGAGAAGGUAAACAUGAUUAACGUUACCUCUUCAAAACAUGUCAGCACUUUUAUUUUGAGCUUGGUUGAGUAUUGAAGAAUAAUAAUUUCUACCAUGACUGUGGACAUGUUCAGAGAUCAGGUGUUAAUUGAAAUAAAAGAAGAGAAGCUCGACUCGGUGACUUAAACGUCAUGAUGAUGACAGAAGACUAAAGACAUGCUGAGGAUAAAACAUAAUUUAUUUUUUAAUUAAUUUCGACAUUAUUUUGAGAAAAUAUUCUCAAAGUUACAAGAAUAAACUCACCAAUAAUCAUGAUUUAUGUACCUUGACAAACAUGAGAAAAAUCACAAAUUUGGUCAUAAACUAAAGAUGUUGUUGGCAAAAAAUAAUAUUUGAUGAAAGGAUGUAAUCAAGGAUUAUUGUUAAAGACGCAGGCUAUCAAUUCAAAAGGAUAAUGUCACAAAUUUAUAAGAUUCACAAAAACUUGUAAUCUGAAGGGAAUAAAGAUGCAAUCUGACUAGAAAGAAAUUCACAGACUUGCAGAAACAAAAAUGUCAAGUUAAUGAGUCUGAGAUCAGAUUUAUUCAGCUUUACAAUAAUGAGAAGAAAAAAUGAUCAGUUUUCAAGUAAAGAGUUGUAAAUGAAAAAGACUAAAGUUGUAAAUGUACAGUGUUGCAAGAAUAAAGCCACAAUUACAGACAAGUGUUGUAAGCGUAAGAGCACUGAUGAGAAAAUUUAAAGUUGUAAAACUUUCAAAACUGAAAUAGAAAAUUUACAGGUUUAAAGAAAAACCAAAAAUAAGUUAUACUGACGGACUUUGGCUUACAGAAAAAGUAACAGAUUUCCAAAAUAAGGAUGCAAACUCCCAAGAAAAUUGUUUUAAUCCAUGCUUCGCCUGUUUGUUUUUUAAAGGGAAGGAUCAGAAGAGUGGUCAGUCUGAGUUAAAGCACCUGCAGAAGCAACUUAACAAGAUCCUCCAUGGUCCUGGUUUCACUGCAGUCAGCCAUCUGAUAUCAGCCUGUUCGAUAUUUUAUUUUAGCCUAUCGUCACCCCUUCUGAGUCAUAAAAAUACAACUUCUUUAGUUUUGAUUUUUCCAUUAAAACUCUCCUUUUUUAUCCUCUUUGUAGCCCUGACCCUCUGAUGUAUAUGAAAAGAGGCACAAACCGGAGGCUCAAUAACAGACGGUGGAAAUUUCCCUCAUAUGAAUCCUUUAAUAAUGAAAUAAGGGGAAUUAGCUGAUACUUUAUGCACUGUCUUAUCAUUGAAAUCCUCUUUUCUUUAAGUCAGCCUGGGUUUCAGCGCUGACUCUGUGUUUGAUCAGAUUUGAUGUGAGGAUUGGCUCCGUCCUCGGCUCCAGCUUGUAGACACUUUAAACUCUGCCUUAUGUAUCAGAAGCUCGGAGAAGCGUCUCUGUGGCUUUUCAGGUGUGACAUAAUAUUUAUUUUUCUCAGACGAAUGUGUUUGCUACCAAAGGAUCAGGAAUCACAGAUUGAUAGAGAGUGAAGCAGCGUCUCCUUUAGAGCAGCAUGUGUGUGUGUCUGCCUUCAUUUAGAUAAAAGCUAAGCUUUUGUAACAGAAACCCCGAAGAUAGGAUAUAUUUUUAAACUUUCAUACUGAGAAAGGAGGAUAUUUUCAUGGGCUGGGAGAGAGAGGAAGAGCUCAGGCUGUGACUGAGGGGAGAAAACAAGCAGCAGUGAGAGUUACAUAAAUCCCCUUCCCCCAUCAAACCCCCAUCUUGACAUUUAGAGGUCGGAGUUGUAACAUUGACAUUUGGGUUUUCUGCAGCUGCUGCUCCCUCUGUACAGAUGAUCAUCAUGUUUGUCACAUUUUUACUCCAUGGUAUCUGCUCCUGAUUCAAUCCCAUAUUUCUAAAAGUCUGUUUUAGGAACUUUUUAUUCAGUGCACAACCUGUUCAAGUGUUUGCAAUACGAGGAGGCUUUUCCUCAUCAUCUGUGUGCGUGCGUGCGUGUGUGAGAAAGAGAGAUAGAGGGUGAAUGUGUGUUCUAUUCUGGGGGGGGGUUACUGCAGUGUAGCCAUGUCAGUAUUUAUUUACAAUUGAUUGAGCCUUUGCAAUUCAGAAUGUAACUUUGUACAUUGAAUAUGAAUUUAAACUAUAUAUGAUUAUAUAUAUAAAGCAUUAAAUACAGCUUGGGUUUAUUGUUUGACAGCAGUUAACGCUGUUGGAUUAAUAUGAUGUUUUGUAGAGGAUGACCUUAUUCAGCUAUGCACUGAGGGGAGGGGCUUCACACCUUGUUGUGAUAGAAACGCUGCAGUUAAAACUCUAAAGUCAGCGAGCAUCUUCAUCCCAGCACAUCCUGGGGAGUCAUCUCAUCCUCCUCCACAGGUCUGUUUCUCUCACCCCCUCUCAUGUUCAAACAUGUCGCUGACUUGGUGAAGAUUUUGCUCCUCCAGGUCUGAGUGCACUGUGUUGUACUUGUCCUACAUCUCCAGCCUUACUUGUUUUUAACAGUCAAUUAAAGAAACUUUUGUGAGCACUCUGUCUCCUUGUCAUGUGUUAUUCCCCUUCAUUACAAAUGAUUCACAACUCUCCUAAUUUUUUGGUGAGCAUGUUACACAUGAGGCUCUGCACAGGAAAUAUGGACAAUAAUAGGGUGAUUUCUUACUCUAUUACUGUACAAUAUUUUCCAUCUACAAACCCCAACUUCAGUGAAGUUGAGACGUUUGUGUAAAACAUGAAUAGAAACAAAUACAAUGAUUUUCUAAUCCUUUUCUACCAAAUUCAACUGAAUACACUACAAAUAUAUUCAAUGUUCAAACGGACACAUUUCAUUGUUUUUUCCUUUUGCAAAUAUUCACUCAAUCUAAAUUUGAUGUCUGAGACACAUUCAUAAAAAGUUGGUUCAGGGUCAACAAAAGUCUUGGGAAAACUAAGGACUGCUACAAAAACACCAGUUUGGAUCAUUCCACAGGUGAAGAGGUGAGGGUCAUAAUUGGGUAUUAAAGGAGUACCCCCAAAAGGCUCAGUCAGGACCAGUCCUCAGGAUGUUGUUUGCUACCUUCUUCCUAGAGAUGUGACCUUCGCUUAGAGUCAGUCGUCUAAAUGGCUCUUUUAAGUGAAUGAUGAGAACCUGUUCACAGUAACAAGCUGUUCGUUUGUGAGCUGCUCUUGUUAUGCAAGUUGCCCACUCUGCCGUCACGUGUCACCUGUGAGCCCCAAACACCAGGUAGGAAUUACAAAUUUUGCAUUCACAUUUUUAUAAUGUCUUAAUUUUUAUCAGUUAUCUGUAGCCUGCAUAGUUUUUUACUGUGCCACAAAGUUUGUUUAGGUAAGGGAAAAUUUCAGAAAAGUGAUCAGACUGUCAGGGCAUGAGGAUAUGGCACCACCGUAUGGACUGUUUACAAUAAAAACACAUGCCAAAUGAAUUUUUAAUCAAUAUUUAAGAAUAAUUCUCACCAAAAAAAGUUUAUAUGGUGGUUGUGUUGCCCUGGCUGACUUCUAAAAUUUAAAUAUAACAUGGAGCAAGUCUUUUGAACAGGCCUUUGAAAGGAACAGCUCCUGAAGAUCGGGCUCCCUUUGAAGAGCCAUAAAUCCCAUCUCUACUUCUUCUCACUCUUCUGGUUAGUUCAUAACAGGUCAUCUCAGGAUGACAUAACCACCCCAACAUAGGGCUGUUUGGCUUUGGGGGUCGAAAAAUACUCUUUGAAAAAACGUUCUUGGCAGGAUAAUGUAAACCCUGAAAAUAAGUUUGUACUUUAGCAUUUUAAGCCAUACAAGUGUAAGGUUUGGAGUAGAGAAUCGCAAAAAAGGAAAGAAGUAAAAAUGUUGCCUCUAUUUUAAUUUGCUCUCCACAAACUUCUCAAAAGGAAAUGAAACCUGAGUCUGCAGAGUAAAACCUUUUCAAGGGUGGUUUCUUCUUGGUAUUUGAUUGUCAAAGUUGCUGCCUCGUAUUGACUCAAAACUUCCUUAAUGUGUGAGCUUCAGUUUCAGCUCUUGAUGACCUUUGUGUCUUGAAAAUUACACUUUCUGUGGGCCUAAUUUAUUCACUAUACCUACAAUUGUAGAAAACUGAAUGUUUCGUUUCUAGUGCUCCAGAUGGAGGUUAGCCUGUUACUAAAUCCAAUACUAUGUUCAUCUCUUCUACCUCUGCUGCUUUCUGUGGUGACAAACAUGUCAAGUGAAAACUAAAAAAAAAUUCUGUAGACUAAAUUAAAAUAUUUUUGUCAUCAUUUAAAUGGACAAACUGAUGCACACAAGCAGUGUACAGAAACUGCAGUCAGAGUGAUGGUGCUCAGUAACCAGCAGGAUGAACACCAACUCUGUCAUUCUGGCCUCCCAGAGCCUUGACACACAGAUGUUGAUUCAGAAGCCUACACAUGGUUAAACUUGGACUGCCUGAAGGCAGACUGUUGCACAUUCUUAUACCUCUACACAGUAUAAAUGUUAAGUAUUUAUUUUAGUAUGUAUGCCUGAAAGUGCGAAACAACCUGUUGAAGCUUGUCUAGUAUGGAAAUCAUGGCCCUCACUCCUGUAGGUCUUGUGUAUUUUGAUGAUCCAGCCCCUCUAUCUCAGCUCAGAGGAAGCCUGUCAACUGUAUUUUGGUCUAACUAAUUUCUCCAACUCGGUAUGUGUUUCUCUAAACAACACCGAGCCUCACCCCUGAAAACCCAGCACAGUUUUCUCAGUCAACACCAGGUGGUGUGCUUGAACCACUCAGAGGGCCCUGUCACUGGGUGACUUUAUCAGAAGGACAAAGCACCCCUCCCCUGCCUGUGAUUGGUCAAGGCCUAUUCUAUUCAGAGCGCUGGUGUUCAGCCUGUUGAAUGAGGCUGAGUGGCCUGCACACAGACUAACAGACAGAAAGACAGAGAGAGAGAAGCUCAAAGCUCCCAGCUCAGCAUCUAGCUGUCAUGGAUCACAGUCAUGAUUGUAGAGGACGAGGUCAACUAACACACACAGGGACAGUCUGCAUGGAUGACCUUGUCGGUCUUAAAUGUUCCCUUUUUUGUCCAUAAACAAAUAAUUUGUAGAUUAGUCAGGGUUGAGUUUUUUAUUUUAAUCAAAGUAUAAGGUACUUCCAGAUCAAGUCAGCAGAGAGCCGAUAUAUAAUGCUGAUAUGUUACUGUUGUUUUUUUCUUCUUUUGCAUCUGGUAAAAAAGUUCUUAGUGAUGCUCAGAACUCCAGGCACAUUACAAUCCAACCUUUUCUUUUUUUUUCUUUUCUUUUUUUUUUUUUAAGCUAGUAACAUGUUUGUAAUGGAAUUCUGAUGAAUAAAUAGACAAAUAGGAUUUCAGAUAAUGACUGAUGUUUAUGUCAAAAUGAUACUGAAUUGCAUUAUUCUAACUAUCAUAACAGAGUAGAUAUGAAAAACUACCGUGUGACUGUUUUAGGUUUGACCUGCAGUCAUUUAGGAUGGGUUAAGGUGUUCUAAUUUAGGGGGUUGUUAACAGCAGCCACACUGGUGGGACUGCCUGCAGUGUCUGCAGAUUUUAUCGUCAGCCUCGUGGAGCUCACUGAGCUUUGGGACUUUUUGUUAAUCUAUCACAUUGGUAUGUUUGUCUCAGUAAUAAGAGGAGCUCAGAACCACUCCCUCUUAUCUAAUCUUCCACUUCUGGUGCAUGAGCAGCCUCACCUCAUCACCUGCUGCCACAUCAGCACAGUGUUUCUCACACAUAGGUCCUAACUUAGAAGCCUGCUCAAGCGUGUUUCCUCACCAUUUUUAGUCAUUUUUCAUAUAAUAAUGGUCUCAGUUUUUGAUCAGUAUCACACAGAUGAAUUAGUCUUAAAAUUUCACUUUCACAUUAUUUUUCUGGGGGGGCGUUCCCAUGGUCACAAAUGAAAGUGCCUCUCGAAGGGACGGUUCAGACCUACAGCCAAUCAGAUUAAUGCAGCAUGUGAGGUGGCGCAAAGCAACAGAAAUGCAGAUGGUCAGCAGUGAGCAGAAGGAAAAAAACAUACCUUUCUAACCAGUGAAUGCUGUGUGUGCAGUUACAGUUGUGUUCAAAAUAAUAGCAGUCCAACAUCACUGACCAGAUCAAUCACUGUUUUCUGCAGAAAUAAUUUCCACAUGGCAAAUAAUUUAGAAGUAGGUUUGGUAGAGUUAUAGAAAACUGACAGACCCAACAAUCGUAACAAGCAUGCAACUGAUUCUGUGUAACUGAAGCAUUAAUUGAAAAGACGUGUGCAAAAUAACUGUAGUGUGGAGUUCAAUCAGUGAGGUCAUUCAUUCUGUGACAAAAACAGUGUUUAACAUGUGGAUCUUAUUCAAGGAGGAAGGCAGUAAAUGUUGUGCAUUUCUCUCUGAAAAUCUGAGUAAAAUGGGUCGUAUCAGGCAUUGCUCAGAAGAAUGGCGUGCUUUGAUUAAGAAGAUGAUUGGAAAGGGGAAAACCGCUCAGCUAAAAUGAUAUCAAAUGCUUUAAAAUGGCAUCCAAAACCAGAAAGAUCUGAUAAAAAAGAAAACUACCAUUCGAAUGGAUCGCAACAUGUGCAGAGUGGCGGAGACUCAUCCAAUGAUCAGCUCCAGGGAGAUCAAAGAAGAUCUCCCUGGCAAUGAGCCUCUGUUAAGUCCCAUAUUUGAAUGAAUAACAUUUGCAGAAUAGGUAAGAAUUUGCAAAAGAACACAUUGACUGGCCUGGAGAGAAACGGCCCAACAUUAUGUGUGCUCGGGGCCAGAGACAAUUCAAGCCACGGUAGACAAUUCGUGGGAUCAUGGCUCAGUUUGAGUAUGUCAAAAUACUUGAAGAAGUCAUGUUGCUGAGGAAGAAUGCCCCUAAAAUAAGUGUUUCAACAAGACAACGACCCUAAACACACCAGUAAGCAGAACUUGGUUCCAGACCAAAAUUGAUGUUAUGGAUUGGCCGGCCCAAUCUCCAGACCUCAACCUGAUAGACAACUUGUAGGACGACAUCAAAAUUGUUGUUUCUGAGGCAAAACCAAGAAAUGCAUAAGAAUUGUAGAACUUUGGCCCGAACUACACGUAUAUUGAUAUUUAUUUAUCAGGAUAUUUUUGAACUCCCGUCUAAAUAAAUGUAUCUGUCCACACGUGUUAGUUCUCAAAAAUAUCUGCGUCCACACGUAGCCUUCAAACUCAAUCCUAUCUGGUGCCGCUUAAAAAAAAUUCAGGAACAAAGUUACCUGAUUGGCCGAUGAAUCGUAACAGCGUGAUGCGUCAUGCAUUGUUUGCGGAAGCUACACUAGUGCGUCAGGUCCAUGUGACGGACCAUGUGACAAAUAAAAGUAUUGGGCGCAGCAGACGCUUCUGUGAGCUGGCUGACUGGUGGAUGUAAUUGUAUAAAACAAGGUUCACUUGCAAGGCUGAAAUUAGCCCCAAAAGGGCAAA